AUGGCCUUUCCCAGCUUCAAAAAGGCAAAAACAAACGUACAAGCUAACAAGCAUACAAAGCAAGGAUAUUCUUGCUACUUUCUGUGCGUGUUUAGCCCUGAAUAAAUAAAUGGACUCGGAACUGAAGAAGCAGCUAUAAAACUCUCAGUAAAAUAACUGAACUUGGUCUCGAGCACUUACCUCAAAUUCAUAAGGUAUGAAUAAAUCAAUAAAAAUCUACCAUUCAAAAGUAAGAAGCUUUAAAUCUCUUUCGGGCAAGUUUACCUGAAGGACAAUUCCUGGACAUACAAAAAACACCGUCAAGUACGCUUAGCUGUUCUUAAACACUUCGCGAGGACGUGGUCAAUUUGGAUAUGAGCUGGAUUUCUCGGAUUGACUCUUUUUUCACCCAAGUUAUUUUAAAAGUUGUUUAAUUUUAUUUAUUCUGGGGGAAUUUGAGGCCCCCUUGACUUUAUAGCUGAAUAACGUCAAAACCGCUAAGGCCAUGGCCGCUAAACUUAACGACUUUUCCUAAAAUUUAUCUGGGAAUCGGGGUGUACUUCAACAUGGAUGUUACCAUGGCAACCUGGUUCGCAUUUCUAACAGUGAUGGUAGUUUGAAAGGAAAAUUAAGUACUUUUAUUGCCUUUGAAUUCAGUUGACGGUAAUUAGUCAGACUGGAAUGACUGGAGCGAAUGUCCUGUGCAGUCAAACAAUUUUUUUAAAAUUUUGUGUUGUUAUCGCUUUCCAUCAAUUUUUCUCGAUCAUUCCUGAUUUAAAUGAGGUGAAAUUGGAUUAAUUAGGCCAUUUCAGAGUUCCAAAAAUUCUCUCUUUCCAAACGAGGCUUAUUGCAAAAACUUUCUUGUGAAAAUGAGUUUUAUAAUUAUAGUAUACGUAAGAAAAAAUUAACAUUUUCAUAUCAAUAACUUCGCACUUCACCUCGCAUUGAAACAGAGGCCUUAGGCAACUCGAAAAUGGCCUAUUUGUAUUUCCGCAGUUCAAGUCAUAUUCAUCUCAUUUUCGUUUCUUUCAUGGGUUCAAAUAAACUCAAUUAAUUGGCUUAAAUGUAGCAUUAUUGUUAGCUAUAACCGCCGAUUCAGUUAUCUGCAAGACAGUGGAAUAAACGAUAUUUAUUUAUUCAUUUAUUUGUAACGCGCCAAGUCUAGCUAUUGAUUCAGUGAAGUAACGUAUGCUCAUUCAAUUUCAGUUGACGGAAACUGGUCAGACUGGGGUCCUUGGGGUGACUGUUCAGUCACGUGUGGUGGAGGCAGUCAAUUUCGUACUCGCAGCUGUAACAAUCCUCCCCCAGCCUUUGGUGGACUCGUUUGUAUUGGAGAAAGCGAGGAGUCAAGGGAAUGCAACACCAAUUUUUGUGGAAGUAAGGCUUAUUUUUCCUUUUAGCUAUCGUGUUGGCGUAACGACUAUAAUCACUGCAAUAAAAGGGAGAAAAGUUUAAAUACCUUGACCCUAGCCCUCGUAGCAGGCGCUUGAAAGUAAUAUGCGAGAAAGUAGCGAGUUGGAAGGAGCAGAUGACUCGGUCUUACACUGUGUCUUCGAAAUUAAAAAUUAUAAUGGACAGACAACAUCAACUAUGCAACUGCUCUUUUGAAAGACGGCAGAAAAAUGACGAAAACAAAAAAUAACGUCCCCGGGUGGGCUUGAACCACCAACCUUUCGGUUGCCAAUGUUGAGGUAACAGCCGAACGCGCUAACCGAUUGCGCCACGGAGACGAGCUCGCAAAGGUUAUUGUCAACUGGUUCUACUGGAGCUUCUGACUUUUAAGGCAAUAAUUAUACGUUACGAGGAGUCCCUGUCCAGUCGGGGCUUGGCAAGGCAAGCGAGUUUUUUGGUCUUUCUUUUACACAAACUGUCUUCAAGGCAGACCUUUUGGCGCUUUUUCGGUUAAACACAUAUUCCGCUUUCUAAUUUGAAGGUUCUGCAGAGGUAUUCACAAUACUGACAUGCAUUUAUGGGAAUAGUGAAGUUGAAUCACGAAUCGAUAAAAGGGCUGUUUUUAUUAUCUAUUGUUUAUAAAGUUAAUUAAAUUCUGAAACAAGCUAUUUGUCAACAAUAACAAUUUCCUCCUCCCUUGUUCACCUUUGAUCCCAUUAACAUUGACAUUGACAAAAUCAACUAUGCAACUGCUCUUCAAAAAAGGAAAAAAAGGAUCGUCCCCGGGUGGGUUUGAACCACCAACCUUUCGGUUACCCAUGUUGAGGUAACAGCCGAACGCGCUGACCGAUUGCGCCACGGAGACCAGUUCACAAAGGUAAUAGUCAACUGGUUGUUCUGAAGCUUCACUUUUAAGGCAAUAAUUGUAGUUUACGAGAAGUCCCUGUCCAGUCGGGGCUUGGCAGGGCAAGCAAGUUUUUUUUGGUCUUUCUUUUACACAAACUGUCUAUUGUCAAUUUCCUCCUCCCUUGUUCACCUUUGAUCCCAUUAACAUUGACAUUGACAAAAUCAACUAUGCAACUGCUCUUCAAAAAAGGAAAAAAAGUAUCGUCCCCGGGUGGGUUUGAACCACCAACCUUUCGGUUACCCAUGUUGAGGUAACAGCCGAACGCGCUGACCGAUUGCGCCACGGAGACCAGUUCGCAAAGGUAAUAGUCAACUGGUUGUUCUGAAGCUUCACUUUUAAGGCAAUAAUUGUAGUUUACGAGAAGUCCCUGUCCAGUCGGGGCUUGGUAGGGCAAGCAAGUUUUUUUUGGUCUUUCUUUUGCACAAACUGUCUUCAACGCAGACCUUUUGGUGCUUUUUCAGUUAAACAAAAAGGUAUAUACAAUACGUACAUUUAUAGGAAUCGUGAAAUUGAAUCACGAAUCGAUAAAAGGGCUAUUUAUAUCAUCUAUUGUUUAUAGAGUUUAUUAAAUUCUGAAACAGGCUAUUUGUGAACAAUACCGAUUUCCUCCUCCUUUGUUCACCUUUCAUCCCAUUGGCAAUGAUGGCGAAUUCAGUUUAACAUGUAACACAGCUUAUUCCUGAAUCCUGAGAAGGGUGGCGCCGAAUUCCAUUAGAUCAUUAUACGUUUCUGAAAAACUGCCCACCUACCCCUCCCCUAAGCCAACAUUAACACUUACUUCUCACUUAAGGCAAAAUGUUAGCUUAGUUGAGGGGUAGGUGGGCAGUUUUCCAGAAACGUAUAAUUCCAUUUAGAUCUGGGAUAUGGUAGACGUAAAAGUGUUAUCAUUGAAACCGUCAUUUAUGAUUUUUUCAUCCAUUCUUGAUGUGAAAAACUCAUGUUUUAGUUUAUGUUCUGCCUCCUUACCAAAAGGGCCAGCCGCAAUAGUGCGCAUAAACACAUCUCAAGCCUUGGCCCAAAUUGGAGGGAAAGUGGAGUUGACUUGUGUGUCCGAUGGCGAUCCUAUGCCGAAUGUCACGUGGUAUCGACCUGAUGGAAGCGAACUUGUAACAAACACUGCUUUUGACAAUGUAGUGUUUGUGGAUAUAAACAAUAAUGACGAUUUUGGUGAAUACAGAUGCAAGGCGGAUAAUGGCUUAGGAGCCCCUGUUGAAAGACUUAUUCGUGUCGAAGGUAUGUGUAAAGGAAAAUGUUUACGUGCAACCCCUUUGAAACUUCCAUGCCUGAACUGGCUCCAGAAUUCCAUCUUUAAUUGUAAACCAGUAGGAGAAAGACUGCCAAUAAAGGAUUUAGUUGAUGGCUUAAAGAAAAAGUGUGCUGGAGGAAACAUUACAUUUCUAACUGAUUUCGCUAUUUUGUUUCACAGCUCAACCAGUAGCACUAAUAAGGGUGGUAAGUGUUUACUUUUCUAUUUUUUUUUUAUUAGACGAAGUAAACGACUUUCAGUUUUCCAAAAAGGGUUUCUACCAUCAACGAUCUGAAGGUUUUGGUUUUCGCCCUUUACCUAACAGAUUCUAACAGAUCGGAAGGCCAAACAGUACAAACUCCUUGGGCCAAAUAUUUAAACGAAGCCUAACUUAAGCCCCGGUUUAAAGAAUCUUUGGACCUUUGUGGUUUGCUUUAUGUAGAUAAAUUCUUUUCUAGUCUUCCCUAUAUGCUUUUAUAAAACUGUUCACGAUAAAUGAUGUUUAGAUAAAAUCGUUGGGCAAAUUGAAAAUAACUUAGAACGCGGUUUCGUUAAACACUGGCUAAACUACGUUGAAAUAUUUGGUCCUUUGUUUUGUAGAAUUUUGAUACAAUUACUGAACCUAAUGAUUAAGAUAUGUUUUUACACAAAUAGUGUUUGAAUGAUUUUUAAGACCGUGUCCACAAGAGCCCGGUUAGAAAAACAUAACUGCUCGUUUAACGUUUUCCAGGCGUAAGCGAUAUGAUAUUGGCCACUCCAAAUAGUGGCAACUUUGAAAAAUUCAUCAAAAAUUCCAGAUCUCUCUUUUGUAGUACUACGCAAACGUUCUGACGAAGAGGUUUCAUGUAAGUGUCAAGACCACAAGAUUUCCUUCUUAGAUUUGGGAGUGAGAUUGACAAAUCGUUUGGGGCUGUUCCUGAACGGCCGAUUAGCGCUAAUCCAGCAUUAAAAUUUUGUUCGGUUUUUGUAUUUACUUUCCUAUGUAUUGCUUAGAGUAACAUUUUGUGUUAUCAUUACUGUUUCUGUGAGUAAAAGCUCAACAGUAUUUGUAAGCCAGAGUUGCAUGUUCUUGGACAAGAAAACCUUGCUUACUAGAAUUUGGCGUUAAUCGUAGUUUAAACUUAACCAUCUUUCGAGUAACCGGGCCCUGGUCUUGGUGGUAAGGGCUAGUCUGUUUUAGGGGUUUAUUAACGCUAGAGAGCUUUUAGGAUGAUAGUUGUGGUAUGAAUGUGCACUUGCACGUUUGUAGGUGUUUACAAUUGUAAACCGAUUGGCGUGGAUAUGGCCUCUGAAAUUUGUCUUCGUUCGUUUUUAUUUUAUUUUAAUUUUUUUAUUUAUUUAUUAAGGUUGGUCCACCUGGAGAUCCUGGGCCAAAAGGAAUGAUAGUAAGUGGAUAUAUGAUAAAUGUUCUUGGUGAUUAAAAGCGUCAUUCUUGUUAUAAUUUACGCAUGCCAACUUACAGAUUUUCCUUGUGAUUUUGCCCCAAAAGGAUUUAUGACCCUCACAAUAUUCCACAGCAUGAAAUCUUGCUUUUUUUUAGUCCUGCUUCCAACCAAGAGAUGCAAGGGGACAUAAAAGAAUAUGAGUCACAGCGUGAUGAUUAUGCUUGUAAUCCAAGAAAAAAAAAAUUAACGCACGGAUCUGUCUUCAGGUUGAAAUCUGACGUUAACAGUGAUUUUACUUGAUUUCCUCCACUCGCACAUUGGUUGAUAACCUCUACUUACUACACUUGGUCAGGCACAAUUGCACGAAAAAGAUGCUAUCCUCUGAGUGGCUUUGAAUUCUGAUCAAAGAUAGUUGUUACUUUUGGGGAUUUGUAACCGAUCUAACGCAUCCUUAAUUGAUACUUUCAUUUUGUAAUGUACAUUCUAGGGAGACAAAGGAGCACCAGGGCCUCCUGGACCCGAGGGAGAUCGUGGAACAGAGGUUUGCCAUUUUAUGUAUUGAACGGCCUUAGCACUAGUUGUAUAACAGUGAGAAAUCGUUAAAGAACACCUCUAAACUCAGUUGCCCAGUAGUCUAUUACUGUAGGGUGUGACACUGGCUCUACUUUCAUUAAAUUCACUUGGAAAUUAACGGAUGAAAUAGGCUUUAUUGUACUAAACGCAAUGUCAUUGUGUAAAAAAAAAAAAAAAAACACCUUACCAAGUGUCUGGCUGCAGGUGACCUAUCAUUAUACUUACUUCAGUCACAACUCUUAAAUUCUCAAGCUAUGCCGUGGCCUUACAGUUCUUACUUUGAAAUAUCAAAUGCAAUAUUUCUCCUCUUCCCGCUCGCAGAUUGUGUUAUUUUAAGUGUGUACCUCUAUUUUUUCCUUCAACAGGGAAACCCUGGAGGUCCCGGACCCAAAGGACCACCGGGCCCUCGUGGUCCUCCGGGACCACCAGGAGAAAUAGUCAUAAAUUUUAAUGGAAGUGGGCCGGAUAUUGGACCUCUUGCUGGUCUUGUGAGUAUUGAUCUCAACGAUGGCUUGGCCAAUUUUUGUUGUUGUAGACUUCGACAGGUGCAUACAUCGGAAUAAGUUCCUUUACUUGAAUUAGUAUCAACAAAAAGAACCAACUGGAGUUAUGGUGGUGUAAUUCCUAUUAUUAAAAACUGAAUCAUUGGAUAAUGCAAUUCUAGAGCUUUGAUUGGCUUAGCCAUCAUGGAACAUGAGCCAUUAUACCACACUCUCCAAAUAUGCUAACCGUACGCGUCUGCUCACAAUUAAAAACAAGCUGAAAAUCGGUUGUUUUUACAAAUAAAGUCGGAAAGAAUUUUCGAUAUUUUGUGGGCGAGAUGAUUAUAGUCGACUCGGCGGUACGUCCUUCGUUGGCCUGCUACGAUCUCAUAUCCAACGCGCACUUGUGGAAUAAUUGUUAAUCAUAUUUCUCUGACAUGGAAGUUUAAGCGAUAUAAACUUGUACUAUCGCAAUAAAGUUUAAAACAAAAGCCUAUACGUUCCAUUUCAUUAGAUUAGACCUGGAGAUUCCAAGGGACCCGCUAGCAUUGGAUACAUAGAAGUAAAGGGCGCUCCAGGAGAACCGGUAACGUCUAUUAUGUAAUCCUGUGUACAUGUUGUACUUUCAUCGGCUGACAGAGCUGGCUCUCACUUCUCAUAGGUAUACAUGUUUUAAUCUCAAAAGGAACUUUUUCUAUUCAUUUUUUCUUACUGUUAAUAUGUUUUAGGAUGCGUUACUGUAUCAGAAUUUAUGUUGUGUUUACACUUGUUUAGCUGACUAAGACCUUCUUACCGACGAAUGCUUUUUUUGUUAAUAUGUGUCUUGCACUAAAGUUUCAAAGUCAAUCGCCGCCUCAUUUUAAACCUGUUCAUUUACAGGGUCCUUUAGGGGGCACUGGGCCACCUGGAGUAAGGGGAGCAGAUGUAAGUUUAAACAAAGUGAUGUUACAAUGAAUGUAUAUUAUUUUGACAGGUUAAAAUUUUAGAAAGGAAUCUGAUCAAAGUGUGUAAUAAUUUUAUAUAACACACCAGCAUGUGGAAUUUAUGAAGAAACUGAUUUUAAAAACCUAUUCCUGCCAGCCCUUUGUUGUAUCUGUGAGAAUUUUCAGCCAAAUUUAAUGCCUUUUUCUCGAGAGCACACAAGAAUGGGUUGCUAGGAUAAUUUCAUAACCGAGAUCUCUGUUAACCGAGAUUGCUCUCCCUCAAUAAUCAAUCGAACCAACUCGGUCAACUGGUGGUUGCGUUGUACAUAUGCAUCUGAUCAAACUGCUUCCAGUACGUCCAUGACCGUCCCGAUGGAAACGACAGUUUUAUAAGUGCAUGUGAAUGUUUUUUAUUGCCUGGCUCUGAAGGAGAUGCUACCAAAGAAAACUUCGUAAAUGCUUUUCCGUAGGGUGAAGCCGGAGAAAAGGGGGAAGUUGGCAUCCCCGGUCCACUUGGAGAAAAGGUAGGUUAUGAAAUAUUUAUGUACAUCAGGAGCCGUAAUCGGGGUAGGAGACCGUGACUAGAUACCGUUCAUAUCCCUUGUCUAACGAAUUUCACUUGAGGUCCGUAGGGCAUGUCACAAGGUUGUCAAAAGUAGCCGGCUGCCGGCGAAAAUCGCCGCCUACUUGGUUAGUAUCGGCAGGCUACUCUGCUUGGCAUUUCUUUACGGAUGGCGUUUUUUAAAUAAAAUAUCCCUGGAUUGGUCACUUCUGACAACCCUGAUGUCAAGGCGCGAACUUUUUCAGGCUGAGAGAUUUGACUUGCUUGUCACUAACCUCCGUAGCUGUUGGGAUUAAGCGCGUGCGAGUGCUCCUGUUUUGGCGUAAGAACACCGAGAAAAAUAGCUGGUGAGAAUUUCUUAGUCCUAUUCAGGACUACUGAUACUCCACCUUCCUGUGAAAUGACUCGUGAGUUCAAACCUUUCACAGGGAAUAUCUAGCUCAGUUGCCUCAUUGACUAGAUCCCGUCUGCGCCACGUGCAGGGUAUACAUUUUCGGACCAACAAUGCGAUACUCGGAAAAUGUCUAUUUCGGAAAUUUAAUCGGGCGACGAAAGACACAAAUUUUGUAGAUUAAUAGUAGUCCCCAUUUUUCCUCAGGGAUAGUAGAGCGAGCGAAACGCGAGCGCGUGUGAAAAUCACCCCACGCGAGAAAGGCGAGACGCGUCUGGAGGACUACUCGUAGUCUACAAAUCUUGCCCAAAAAACUUGUUUGUAAAAUUGAAAAUAAAUUCCUUUCCAGGGUGAUCCUGGACUGCAAGGUUCCCGGGGUCUUCCUGGGCGUCAUGGUGAAGACGUAAGUAAGAUUUCUGGUAAGAGGUGGACUUUACUACCGUAUCAAGGGUGGCAUAGGCCGCUUGGAGGGUCUAAAAAGGGAAUCAGAGAAUGUAGCGCGAGCAAACUCGAUGAUUACAAUACAAUACAAUAUCUGUAUUAAAAGAGGGAGACAUAUUAAGUAACCUUUUACAGUUUUCUAACUUAAGGCCCUCGUAAGUUAGAGGAAAAAACGCCAAAAAUGAUCAACAAGCAAAAAUAUUGAAAUAUAAUAUACUAUAUACAAAAAUGGAAUAGGUAUAUGACAUUGUACUUUAAAAUUAUAUAACAAAAAUAUAUAUUCUGAGGACAAUGGAUAUUUUCUGAAGCAUGUUAUACAAAUAUGUAAAUGAUAUAGAAAAAGUUCAAAUAUGGAGGAGUGGUUGGCAAUAUGAAAAAUAAGUAAGAAAGUAGCAUGGGAAGAACAAAGCCUCCUUAGUUUCAAUUCAUUUGAACAGACAAACGUUUAAUUCUAGUGUCCACACCCGACUCAUUACAUAAAACAUUAUCGAGUGUCACAAUUGGGGCAGAGCAAAUCGAUUCACACUGCCUUUGUAUUUUAGGGAGGUCCGGGUCCAAAUGGAGAACCUGGCGAGGCGGGACCCCCCGGAGAGGAGGUAAGGGUCACAGCAAUCCACCAUUCAGGAAUAGAAUUUUGGUUCUUGUGCAGGGUGAAAAAGAGAAUGUAAGGAGAGUGAGUAGGCCGGAAUUAGCUACAUUUCAAAGUAAAUCAUAAAUAAGGCGUUUUCUGACACUCCAGAAACACCAGCAAGCAAACAAAUUAAAGUAUAUCAUUAGUGUCAGCUUAUCUUUCCAUUGACUCUGUUAGUUCUCAAAAUAUGAGAUAUUUAUGAUAUCGUGAAGAUUUAUUUUUGUUGAAAGAAAUAAUUGGACCGAGAAAUUAUCUAAGAGAAGAAAAUUGUCAUUUAUCAAAUGAAUUUCCAGUUGUGGAUAAGUUGCAUGUUGUCGUCACGAGAAUGUAAUUUAAGGCUGGUUUUCACUAACGACGGAGUCGUAAGAGCGCUUAUGACCUAGUGAAAAUCAAAAGUCGGAGUCGUUAGCGGAGUCAUAAGCACGACGGAAACGGAGUCAGAAGAAUCAGAACGUUUCCAUUUCUUCCGACUCCGCUUACGGCUCCGUCGCUUACGUUCCGCUUAUGAUCUAGUGAAAACCAGAUUGUCGGAGUCGGAAGCAGAAGCGGAAGAAUAAACCAAUCACAACGCACGUUCGCACGUUUUGUGAUUGGUUUAGUUCUUCCGACUCCGACAAUCUGGUUUUCGUUAGAUCAUAGGCGGAACGUAGGCGGUGGAGUCGUAAGCGGAAUCAGAACGCUUUUUUCACUAGGUCAUAAGCUCUACGCUUUCGAUUACGACUCCAACUCCGACUCGGUAGUGAAAACCAGCCUUUACCCCUGUUACAAUGUAUUGGCUUUUGCAGUCAUAGUCAUAGUAAGCCCCCAAUAAUAAUAAAAAAAAUUCACCGUAUUACUUCUUGUCCCGAACUAUUUACCCUAUAUUAUUCGCCAUACCCCAUAGUUUCUUUUUGCUUUUUAAUAAUUUUGUGUUGUAGGGCUCAGUAGGUGCGUCUGGUGCACGUGGUCUACCAGGAAUCAAAGGCGACAGGGUCAGAUAUUCUUCCAUACAUUUUUCAGUAACAUUGUGCACUAGUAAUGGUUCUAGGAAAUUUUCUCCUUUUGGAGGUUUUCUGUACAUUCGAAAAUUUUUCGAAUUUUAAUCCUUCGAGAGCGGAAGACUAGCUUAGGGCAUUCAGUGACGCUAAAUGUGUAGCGCGUGUGUUGAACAAAGCAAGGCAUAGAAAGAAAUAGUAAACUGCAUUCAUAGUUCGCUUUACACAAAGUACUGAAGUGAAAAAUAACCCUAUAAAUUAUCUCUUAUUUUGAGUCGGAAUUCUUGAAACAAAUAUGACCUGAACACCAAUCAUCCGUCCGGAAUUUUAGGGAUUUUAGCUUAAUGGUAAGCACCCUAGGAGAAACAAACUUGCUAAGUUUUUUUUUUUCUCUCGUAUCAAAAUUUUUUAUCCAAAGCUGAAAUCGUAUACCCCUUGAAGGGUUAAAUUAUCAAUUUAUUCCUCUGAAUUAUGGAAAAUGGAUUUACUAGCCCCUCCUCAAUGUGUCAGUAUCCAUCAGUUCGUUGUCAGUUUUUGUCUCAUCACGUAACUCUCUCCCCUUGGAGUGGAGCGCAGCGUAACGAGUCAAAAUUGGCUGCAUGCGAGACUAAUUAUAAUCAGUUUGGAAAUUAUGUUACCCAAGAGAAUGCAAACCAAGAAAGUGUAGCAAAAAUGUUCAAGCAGUAAUCUAAAAUGUGAUUAACGUUAGUCAUUUGUUGUUUAUAAGGGUGAACAAGGAAACCCAGGCGACCCCGGAGAUCCUGGAGUUCAAGGACGAAGGGUUUGUUUUGCAUACUUUCGUUUUUCUCAAUUAAUAAUAAAUAAUCUCCUAAGUAGAUAAUUUAUUCAUUCGUUGCUUUUCGUUCCGUUUUAUUAGGGGAACGCUGGAGAACCUGGAAGAAAGGGAUUAGACGGAAAUCCGGUAAGCGCAAGUUGAAGCAACUAUGCAUAGGUUUUUCGGCUAAAGUAGAACAAAUCAAAGGUCAACUAGACCAUUCUUACGAGACUUGCCGCACUGAGGCAUCGAGAACAAUCCACUAGAAUAGGUGACAAUUGUCAAUGAAAAAUACGACUGAGGAAAAGGGUUCAUUAGUUGGAAGUGUUGAUCAUAGACCUCCAUCUCAUGAAGAUGAAAACUGGCAGUAAGAAGUCAAAGCGUCGUGGUGAGCAUAUAACUGUUUGCGCAGCCAGUCCGACGCAUGCUCAGAGACCUAAUCACGGUGUCCACAGGUACUCGGUACGGACUCGAACACAGUUACGGGCGUGAGUUUCGUUUUGCCGCUCACUCAGCUGAAAAAUGGCCGUUAUGUAGCCAGUAUCAAUAAACCAUUUUUGGGAAUUGAAUUUAAAUAAACCAUCAAAUGAUUUCAGUCACUUUUCUCCAGGGUCCUAUGACUCUUCAUAUAUCUGUGUGUGUCUCACAAACGCACAGAGAAUAUUGAUUGCAGUGUUUUCCGUCUUUGUUGGUUUUGUUACUUUUUCUACCCUAUUUGUUGUAAAUGUAAGCGGUUAUUCCCACUGAAAGCUUUUUCAGUUUCUCUUUUGUACUAUUCAAUAUUGUAUAUUAGGGUCAACGAGGGAUACCAGGACAGACCGGAAGACUGGGGGAGCCUGGACGAGAGGUAAGAAGAAACAUAAAUCAAGCGAUUUGCUCGAAGUAAGUCUAAAAAGCAAUCAGUUUGCUCCGGCUCUGCGAGUAACAAGAUGAAGCUAACUUUGAGUUCUGAUCGGCUACCCGAAUGGUUUGGGUGGGCUUAUGUUUCUCGCAUUGCUAUAUAUAGGUUACGUUUGUUUACGUUUUAACGCAAAUAAUAAUAAUACUAAUAAUAAUAGACUUUACUUAAAGAGGGUAGUACGGAAUAGUUACAGAAACUAGUAAACUUAUGGCCCUCUAAAACCUUACUUCAUAAGAAUGUCAGCCGUGCACUCUUUUUAUUUUAGGGUCUACAAGGUUUCAAAGGCAAGCAAGGACCGCAGGGGCCGGCUGUAAGUAAAGCUUUCUCGCCUUUUUGAUUAUUGGCCACGAAUAAGAUCUAAGAUUGAUAAAGGCCAAGCAGAGGAACAAAGAUAAGAUAUCCUUGAGUGUAACAAGGAAAGCCCGGACACGACUGAAACAGAACAAAGAAUUGGUCCCAAAUGUUCCCAGCUUUUUCUUGCCUUUUAAGACGGAAAUGCUUUUAGUGUAACAAAUAUGACGGUCCAAAAGGUGUGAAUCGGACAGAGUUGAAUUGGUGUUUAUUUUUUGGAGACUCCCUUUGAUUUGACUCUUUUUGGGACAGGCACUACUAUGUUUUUAGUUCGGGCAAUAAUUAGUGCCUGUAUAAAAAUUUGUUAUAAUUAUUAUUAGAAAGUUGACGGUAGUGUUUAUUUUUUGGAGAGACUUUUGAUCAUGUGAAAGGCUAUAACACGAGAACAGGAGAUCGGGGAAUGGGGAACGGGGAAACGGGAGAAGGGAGCUGGACGCGGGGAACCUGGAAUCUAGCUUAAAAAGGGGAAAGCCAGAUGCAUAAAGAAAACGAACAAAGAACAAAUUUUGUGUCAAAAAUAUCAAAUGACUCCAGCAUACACAUAAUUCUUUGUAUAUGUGAUAUUAGUCUUGACAUGUUGAUAGGGCGUUUCCGGUGAACCUGGACAGACAGGUGUACCUGGAAGAGGUGGACUUAAAGGCGACCGAGGACCACAAGGGGCAAAUGGACCGAGAGGAGAAAAUGGUGAAGUAGGGCCAAGCGGACCCCAAGGUCAAAAGGGAGAUGAUGGAAGUCCCGGUAAACCAGGGGAACCGGGACUUCCUGGCGUUAAAGGAAUGAUGGUAUGGAAUAAGAGAGAUGGUGUGUUUAUGAUAAUUAUUUGGGCCUUGCUUGGAAAGAUAAAAUGUAGUUUUCUUCCUUUUUAGUUCUGGCACUUCUUCCGUGUAGUUUAUCUAUGUUUUAAAAAUGACACAUAUUAAAUAUUGAAACCGUAUUACUGGGAGAAGUGAAUCAUCUUUUUUUUCCUGUUUAAAAACAACAAGUUUAUGGCUGCGUUUUCCACGGAAACCGCAAUUACCAUGAUCCAUGGACUUAUUACUUGUCAUUAUCUUCAAUGAAAAAAAUUCAUGGUGUGACGUAAUCAGAGGUGUUGAAUUUUACGUUCAGUGUUCAAUGCCUUUAUCACAUAAAUAACAGCAUUGGUGCGUCUAUUUUUCCAUUAUUAAUUUGAUGUUUAUUACUCACUAGAAUACUUUUAUUCAUAUUAUAUCAAUAGUUUUGGUUGAACAUUAGUUAGUCUCUAGUUGCAAAGUAUCUUACCAGGGGUGAAUGGAAGAAUGUUUGAUAAGGACUGCGGAGACGUGUUCAGACAAAACUGUCUUCAAUUACGUUUAUCUUUCAACCCCAGUGGCCGAAUAUUCACCAUAUUGUCGAGAACAUUUGUUUCGCCGUUCAUGGCUGCUUUGUCAACAGGACCGACAAUAGAAAAAAAAGCGAAAUUAUCAAUUUAGAAAAGCUGAACAAGCUGCCGAGUAAGGUUUUCAGCUACCAGAUGAGCGUUGUAUUUAGUGCCCCAUUCAGUUUCAUGCCCCAUUCAGUUUCAUUACGGUAAUAAAAUAUAUGAAUAUUUUCUAACGUGAAUAUCAGUUUUAUUUAGCAAAUAAUUUGUACUGAGAUAUUUCCGACUUGGUGUUUCAUCCCUUUGUCGAUGCACCACAGCCCACUAACCGUUGUGAUUCUACUUGGUAGGGCCCUGUUGGGAGUCCAGGUGUCCGUGGCGAUCAAGGACGGAAAGGUGUUGAGGUAGCAAUCGCUUUAGGAUUAACAGGGUCAUGAUGUAGCACAAUAAAAUUAAACGCGAACGUUCCGCUUCAGAGAGUUGUUCCAACUAAAAAAUACAGUUGAUAACAUACUUUGCUCAUUUUCUAUACAAUUGUUAGGCAAUUAAGUCUUUGACAUUCGAAUAUGACUAUCAAUCUUACCUACAGAAAAAGUAAAACUUAUUCAAAGCGAAUCCAAUUUAAUUAAUCCGGCUUCUAACAAAAGUCUAGUUCAAGUCUUGCUUUGAAUUGAAUUCUAAUGGUAAGCAUUUGGGAAGUUAUUCUAUAUUGCAUUGCCUAACCUAGUCAAAGAGUAGAUGUUUUAUUGAGCUUGCUUACCAAACUUUUCUCCGUACGGGGCAGUAUAGGUGUUUCGGGUUUUUGUCAGUCUAAAAGAAUCCACAAACUGUACUCCAGGACAGGGCUGCCCGUUUAGUCUCAUUCUCAGGCCUAAAUGUUAGAACUUCUACUUUACUCGGUGACCUCGCCUGAGAUUGUUGGAACGAAGACGUUAGGAACAACUAGCAACUCGUCUUAACACUAUUCUUAAACCUAUGUCCAUUGUUCACCCUCAUAAUCUAAAAAUUCAAAAUAAAACAAAUGUGCCUAAGCCGAGUACUGAAAUAGGGAACCGAAAUUACGAAUAUCGUGGCUCUGUUCUCUUGAACAGCUUACCACUGAUCCCACUCUUAUCUACUCUUUUAAAUCAUGCAUCUCAUUUAUUAUAGUAGAUAUAGCAUACUUUUCAUAUUUCGCUUAUUAAUUAUUGUAUAGAGGAGUAAUUUGAUUAUGUAAAUUAAUUAUUAAAUUACCAGCUCAACAGAUAUUUCAUAUCUUGUUCCAUUUAUUCAUACAUCGAAAAGAAGUGAGAUCCUUCGUGACUCGCUUGAAACUAUUUUGGGGCAGGGGUAAGGUUGAUGAGCAUACCUCUGGAAAAUUCUGGCUAAUUACUUUUCAUCUUACUUUUUCUUCCGUAGGGAUUAAUUGGACAACCUGGAGCUCAAGGUCCAAGAGGGGACAGGGUAGGUUGUUGUAAAGUAAUCAUAAAUAAAUCCAUCUGUAUUAUAAUUAUGAAUUUAACAAACUUUCAUACAGGCUUUAAAUGCAUAGAACCACAUUUGUCCAGUCCCUUAGACUACUGCAUCCUUCAAACGCUCACAUGCACAUUCUCGGUAAACAAAACGAAAUUCCCGCUAUGAUAAAUACAAUAGUUAAACUGCGUGCAGCAUUGCUAUAAAUGCAGUAUAAAUAUAUUAUUUUUUUAGGGUCCCAGCGGAAAACCCGGUCCGACCGGAAGAGUUGGUGCGAAGGGGAACCAGGUUAGCAUUACAACUUGUUUGAAUAUUCAACGCUCCUAAUGCGAUAGCAUUUAAAGCUUGCACUGAAGCAGAAUUAAUUUCCUUAAGCUGUUUGUUUUCCAGCAUACUGCAAUAUUUGUGGUUAGAGAGGCAAACGUUUUUACAUUUUGUUCUUCAAGAAGGCAUCACACGUGCUAUUUUGAAAUACCGACGGAAAAUAGCCCUGACGGAAUAUUUGAUGUAAGCCUUAACUUACCGACCAAACAACUAAUCACUCCUCUGUUUGUUAGCCGAAGAGCCGUUGCCAUGCCUCUGACUAUGCUUUACUUUAAAUAUUCGGCUGUCCUAGUACACGAUAUUUCCGAAACAGGCGGAAACUUCCAAAAUUUCUAAAUCGUUCAUCCGUUCGACCCAGAUCCACUCUCAUUAUAUCAGAUUUUCGGCUGCAGGCUUAAUGUUUUCGUUGAAAUUUAAAAUCGCCAAAGAAAUUACUCAAUGGUGGAAGUAUCAUUGUCAUCAGACAAAGAUGAGCUACAAUCCUCAUCACAAAUCUUGAAACACUUGUUUGAUUUUCCGUUCCCCAAUGUUGAUUUGGCUUUGCAGUCAUUUUAGUGCUCCAUUUACGCUCGGCUUAACAUUGGGAAAGGAGAGGGGCACAUUUGAGUGAGAAUAAAGGUGUGAAGAGUGAAUGUAAAAAAUUUAGAAAAAAUUCAAGACAAACGGCUCCUGUUUCAACGAUUUGAGACGAAUAUUGUAGAAUAGCAAUCAAGGGUAAACGGCGUUUCUGUCAACUGAAAACAUACGACUUGCACUGAGUUAUCCCGGUCAAGUAGAGUUUUGGUUCGUAAAAGCUGUUUGAUAUAAUUGUAGUCAUUUAAACCGCGUGACUGUAUAGUCGUUGUCAUUGCAAGACAAGGUUUACUCAACUUUCGGUCUUUUGAUUUCAGUCGCCAUUUUUUGAUGAUUAGUUACUUUGAAUUUUUUUUAGGGCAAAAGAGGACAAAUUGGAGCUCCUGGACCUCAUGGACCGCCUGGAAGAACCGUAAGGCGAAUAAGAUUUCUCAUCGUUUUCACUCUUGUACUCAUAGUCAGAGUAAACUUACUCGAAAAACAAUUUCAAAGAUAAAAAAAAGUCAACGUUUCUCUAACAAAAUACACAGACAAACAAAGUGAGCUUAGUAUCCUUUUCUAAAUGGUCUGUUCAGAAGAAAAGAUAUCCGACUUAUCAAUUGUUCUUUGGCGUUUUCAGUUGCGCAACUAACUUUUUUCUAGACGUUAAUUAAAGUAUGAAAAGAUGCAGCUGAGACUAAAAUCUACAAAAUUAUAUACUUCUCUCGUAGGGUUCCCGAGGACGCCGCGGUCAACAAGGCUUACCUGGAGAAACUGGGCCAAAGGUAGCGACUUUCUUGGAUUUAGGGUUUGACCUCAAUAUGUUUCUCAGGAAUGUGAUGGAGAAUAUUAUUAAACAAGACAGUGAUAAUACUUUCUCGCACAAUAGACCUUUUUACCGAUACGGCGGUCAUAUUGAAUUAAUUAGAUUUAAGGAGUAUUAUGGAAUGCCCAGGGGGUAUGAGCCUGAUCCGAUAUACUCGCUCAGCAUUUACUCGCGUUUUUCGGGCCAAUUUUUCUUUAAGUUUUCCCAAAAAAGAUUGCAGUGGGAAAAAGAGAUCGUUGUGCCUUUUUUCUAUGUAAUAAUGAUCGCCUUUUUCCCGAGAAAUACACAGUGAAGUUCUCUUUUGCCCGAAAAGCGCGCGUAAAUACUGAGCGAGUGCUCUCCUGGGCAUCCCAUAAUACUCCUUAAAUCUAAUAAAUUCAAUAUGGCCGCCGUAUCGGUAAAAAGGUCUAUUACUACCCCUGACCUUCCGUAUUGUGUAUGUAUUCUAAACGUUGAUGUCUGGUAUUUGAAAACACUAUCGUGACUGUCAUCUUUAAUGUCUUGACAGCUCAAAUCACUUUGUAAUCCAGAUGAUUUCUCCCCUUUUUCUUUUUUUAAAAAAUUACAAAGUGAUUAGGCUUCUUAAAAGAAGCCUAAUGGUGUGAAUUGUAACGACCUCCACAGUUGCCUAGAAAAAAAUACAAUAAUAAAAUGAAAAUAAUCGUCAUAGUUGCACGUUCUUUUCUGGCUUUAGGGUUCUCAGGGAGACAUAGGAUUUCCUGGUGCAAUUGGUAUGGCAGGACUAAAGGUAAACUAUUUAGUCACCAUUAUUGGGGUUAAGGAUUCCGCGCAAAUCAUUUAAAAUCUCAUUUUAAAUCUGUGCGCAGCAGCGUAAAAUCUCUGAGUAAGGGCCAAGUUGUUUUCUUAUAGUUUUAUAGAGGUCAUCAUUUUUUUGCUAGACGUUACUGAGUUUUUUAAUGUUAGUUCCUAAACUUUCUGCAAUCUGCAUUUCCGCAUUCAUCACCUCUAUUUUUUUUACUGUUGUUUUGAACCUUCUUUAUUUGUCUUUUUCAUCGUUUUCAAGUUCAGCUGUUGUAAAAUCAUGUAAGAUCUUAUCUUCUUCAUCAAAAGGGUCACAGUGGAUUGCCUGGUUCAGACGGAGUUCCUGGAGCCAAAGGAGAUCAGGUUAUGAAACAAAACUCAAGAAGAAUUAUCAACUGAAAACAAACAGUCAUACAAACAAGGCAAAUCUAUUGAAAGACUUUCCUUGUCCCGGCAUAAAGCUGAAGCUAGCUUUGCAUAUUUAAAUGGUGGACUAACUACUUAAGAAAAGUAAAACCAGAUACUACUGUCUAAGAAACGAAAUCCGAUUCUUUUGGUGGCAAAUUUUAUAAAUAGCCAUGAUUCUUAAAGGGCUAUUCAGACUGUUAAGUUUAUUAGACAUGUCAAAACAUAUUAGAUAGGUGGCGCUCUCAGUAGAGAGGAAUAAGAACCAGCAAAUACAGCCUGCAUAAGUGGCGCCAAAUAAGCAGCACUUAUGGAUCAGAUCACCGAAAAAAUGCUAGAUAUAAGCAGAAUGUAAUAGUCAUCCAUCCUCUCAUGAGGGUGGACAAAAAAUAAAUAAAUAAAUAAGAUUACAAAAAAUGGAAUCUGAGCUCCACAAAGGGAUGCUAAAACAUGAUUACAAAAACAGAUUUGAAGUAGAAUUAUUUCCUUUGUGCUCACUGAAUAGUUUCCUUUCUCCCAUAUCUAUAUCCAUCUCUCUCUUUGACUAGGGCUCGCCGGGUGAGAUUGGAGAAAGAGGAAGGCCAGGAACUCAGGUAGGUUGUUUUUUCCCCUGCGCUAAUGAAAAGUGCGUAAAUUAGACGAAUUUGUCUAAUACCGUAAAAACGUAGAAAUUUGUUUGGAAAACAUCAGACAUGCAUGUUUGAUGUUAUUAAGGGCUGUAAUGGAGAAAGUAACUGCUUUGGCAUACGCAAAAUAGCAACCUGCGGUUACUAUAAUGUGCAAUGUUCUCUUCAAAUUGAAUAAUUAAAAAAAAAAGUUCAGAUUUUUCAAUUCAUGCACAGGGGCUGCGUGGAGCACCAGGAAAAUCUGGAAAGCCAGGAAAUAAAGGGCAAACGGUGAGUGUACUAACGUAGACACAAAAACGUCGGAACAGCAAAAUAAUGCAAAUAAAAGGCACUCCGCCGGACGACCUGUUCACACUAAAUAUUUAGUCCUUCAAUAGCCAUAUCUUACUGAGCUGCUGGUUAUUACAAUAAGCCUUUCAAGAAAAACGGGCGAUCCCGUACCUAUUUGAAAGAUUGUUUUUGAUUAGCUGGGAAAACAAUAGGGAUUUCCAAAUAACAAUAAGCCUAUCCCUGAAAACAAUGGAAAUGCAGAUUAAAGGGGAUCAGUGAAAUAAGAGGUUUUGAACGGAGCAGGUAUACCGACAAAAACGGAGCUUCUAACAUGACUUUGCACCCAUGAAUGGAUGCCGGAUAGAUAAGAAUUGGCGGUUAAUCAAAUGUGUAGAUCGAUUAAUAAGAUUUAGCAUAUAUAUACGUGCAGGCAAACACUUUAAUUUAAAGAAUUUCCCUGUUUUUGUUUUGUUUGGGUGUUUUAUUAUUAGGGUUUUCCUGGUGACGACGGUACAUCUGGACGAGCAGGAGAUCCGGUAAGGAUAAUACACAGUAAUUUCAAGGAGUUUUAAUAACUCCUCUAAUGGGGCUAAUCCAACUCCUUACAGUGGAAUUAUUUUAACUCCAAAAAGGAGUUUAAAGAACUCUUUUUCAGGAGUAAAAGUUACCCCAGAUAUUGAGGAGUUAAAAUAACCCCAAAAAAGGAAUUAUCCUGUACCUAAAAUUUUUACUCCACUUUCAGAGUUAAAUUAACUCCAAAAAGAGUAAAAACAACCGAUGUAAGGAGUAAAAAUAACCCCAUUUCGGAGUUUUUGUGACUCCAGACCUGGAGUUAAAAAGAACUCUUUUUCAGGAGUAAAAAUGACCCCAAAAUUCGGAGUUAAAUUAGGAGUUAAGGUAACCCCCGAAAAAGGGGUUAUCCUGUACCUAAAAUUUUUAUUCCAUUUUUGGAGUUAUAAUAACUUCCUAAAAAUUAUGGUGUACGGAAGAAUAAGUGAAUCAUAUAACGCUCCAGCCCUGUUUUAGGACUGUAAACUAGUUUGAAAUUUCAUUCUCAUUUACUUUCAGGGGACACACGGGCCCCCUGGUAGCCCUGGUUUACAAGGAGCUACUGGAAUGACGGUAUGAACUAAUAAUUAGUUAUUGGAUGUUCAGCCAGGAGUCAUCCAAAGUUAUUUCUGCCUUAAACCCUUCUACGCCCUUAGCGAAUGAUAAAGCCUUUUGAGGUGUUUCUAAUAACUUUUCCAGACUUUUAACAAAAAUAUAUACAAAUGAAACCUCUUUGGGAAUACUUUCACCCGGUGUUUUUAUUUUCAUCACUUAAAAAAAAAAUGAAAUUUCGGAAAGUUAAGGGUUCGCAAGAUUGUGCGUCCAUAUUGCUCAAAGGCAUUCAGUUUGUUUCUCCUUUUUGGUUUGGCUGUCUUGAGGUUUGUUAACCCUCGGACGGACAAGCAUUCUAUGUUACUACUUUGGGUUUGGUGCAAGGUACUUCCUGCAAUUGUAAAUUGUAAAUUGUAAAUAUCUUAUUAUCCACUCCCCUCAGGGCUUUUCAGGGAUAAUUUACAACACUGGUUGGGGGACUUUGCCAGACUGCUUAAGGUGCAGUUUACAAGUAGUGAAGGAAUGAGUAAUGAUGCCCCCAUACAUGAGUGUGAAAGUGAGAUAGGCCACUACACCGGGCACUACGUGCCCUACUCUUUACGAAGAGUGUGUGGGUUCUUUAACGUCCCACAGAUUUAAUACAUGUGCAAGGGCUUGUGAGACGGGGCCUACGGUUUAUCGUCCUUAUCCGAGAAGACUAGAAAGUCUAGCCGUUUGCAGAUAUUAUUACAAAGGCAGCACUUUUUCCUCAGUUAUUUAAAGACCCUGAGUGUUGGUCCGGCCGGGGUUUGAACCCGCGACCUCCCGCUCAGUAGACCGGCGCUCUCCCAACUGAGCUAACCAGGCGGCGGCCUGCAUUAAAUAUUUCAAAUUUAGGUUACAGAUGUUUUGGUUCUUUGGUUUAAAUUUUCAUUUUCCAAAAACAGUAUCAUUUAUUACCAGACUCAAAAAUACUAAGAAGAUGAUAAUUAAACCAAGAAUAAAUUUGAACUGCAACAUAUGCACGUAGUAAUAAGCUACCGAGACAAAUGCCGUCUCCCCUGCCUUAUAAGGCGUAAGGUGGAACAAAACAACAUUCUUUAAGAUGUAUUUGACGAAAAAGGAGGCAAACCCAGACUUAGAAGCUAUAGUGGUGACACUUCCUUUUUUUACAAGGGUGUAGAAGGUAAAGACGGCUCACCUGGUUCUAGGGGACCUAGAGGACAAAAGGUGAGUCUCUUGAUCAAUUGCAUAUUUCUAACACAGAAUUACUAAACUUGCCACGUUAGUUGGAUUUUGAAACAAGAUAAUAAGCCUCUGCGAGAUAAGCAAUCUUUAGCUAGUAUCUUUGUAUGUAGUUUUCUAUAUUUACUUAAGUACAGGCUCUAGUUGUCCAAAAAGCGGAUAGUAUACACUUAAUGUCAGAUCCCAAGGGAAACAGUUAGUUUUGUUUUCCCAAGAGUCCUGAUGUUUCCCGAGACGAAGUCGAGGGAAACAUCAGGACUCGAGGGAAAACAAAACUAACUGGUUUCCCGAGGGACCUGACAUUAAGUGUUUUGUUAUGUUUCUAGACUUUCACUUCAACAGCAACAAAAGAAUAACCGGAGCGAACCAAAACAGUCGACUCGGUACUUAUAACAACACAAAUUUAAUUCUCAAAACCACUGAAUGAAUGAUCUACAAACAAAAGUACUUUCCUCAUGUUAUCUGCAUCUUUUUCCUCCACUAGCUGCUGUUUUUCUUCUGGGAACUUCUGGGAUAACUUUAAAAAUCGUUGCUUUUUAGCUUGAGGCUUCGUUUUUGUGUUGUUGUGUUCAUUCACGAAAAAGAAAACUGGCUGGACCUGGCGGUGUUUUUCCCGCCUUCUGUCACACCACUUUCCACCAUGCUUUGAUCACGUGCUGCAAUGUAUCCCGAGCGGGAUACAUUGUUUAAUGUAUCACGAUCGGGAUACAUUUAAUUUUAGUCAAGGCCACGUGACCAAGAAUCAACCAAUGGCAGUCCCUGUUUAGUUGAGUGAAAGUCUAGGAAUAUAACAAUGUUAUUUACAUACUUGAUAAAUCAGGCAGAAUCCACCGGAUUACCUAUUUUAGUAAUUGGUUUCCUGGAUACUUGUCCACCGGACAGUGGAUGACUUUAUUUAACAUUUGAACAACCGAGGUUAGGUAAGACAGGCUUAAAACGGUGUCCACAAUGGAAAACUAAAGCAAAAUGUCAUAAGAAAUUCGCGUGGAUCAUGAUCACAUUUUGUUCAGACUUGUACGUUCUACUUGGCUAAGAACGUCUAAGACCAGAAAGAAACAAGACAACCAGGUUAGAUGUCCGUUAGAGUUGAGGGAUCAAGUGAGCGGCAAAAAUUAUAUGAGACGACUUUUUCGAGACAGUAACAGAGUCUAGUUUCAUAAGCAGCUCAUUUGGCAGCAGACGUACAGUAUCUCAGUAAAAACGUUUGUUCAUCCUCUUAAGUCAGCCGACCUUUGCUUCGAGUUCUCUAUUUCAGUCCUUCAACAAGUUAAACUCCUCCCCUGGUUUUUAGUAGGAGAGAAAAAAGGGUACCUGUUACUUAAUAUUAAACAUUUGGUUCUUCUACCACAGACCAUUUUAUAUUUUUUUAACGUAAAUGAAUUUGAACAGGGUGACAAGGGCCAGAAAGGACCAACAGGCAACCCAGGAAGGCCAGGGCGAAAGGUUAGAUAACAGUCCAAUCCAAAAAUGCUACAGUAACUUUUUAAACUUCCCCAACGGCCAUUUAAAGAGGGAAAUACCCAAACUGAUUAACUCAAUAUACUUUCCUCAUUUUAUUUUGUUAACAUUUUUGUUCUGAAUAUCGGUUUGGUUUCAAAACGUGGCUAAGUGUGAAGCUACAGGCUAUAUCCGAGUCGUCUCAAGCCUCUGCUUCAAAACGAGGCUAAGUCACGAUGUGGUCGUUCUAGAGAGGUUCGACUAUACAUUUUCAAUUCUGUUUCAGUUAUGUGGAUCUGCGGAUCCAAAGCCAUAGGAAAUGAAGCCUAAGACCACACAUGAAGUUCAUAUGGAAUCCUAAUUAAGUGAAAUAAUUUAUUCGCCUUCUAGGGAUACCAAGGUGACCGAGGACUGAUGGGUGCCCAGGGUCCACAGGGACCAGUGGUAAGCCAUUGAAAACAACAAUCGUCAAACAAUUAUAGCCAGUGUACAGACGUCCCCCUCCCUCAGAAAAAGACGGGAGAAGAGACUCUACUCCCAAUUUUUUUCUGAGGGAGGGGGGACGUCUGUACACAGGCUACAAACAAUCGAUCAAUCUAUCAAUUAACAACUUAAAUAACGUGUCAAAUGACUACUAGAUUACCACAAGCGGUACUAAUCGAGAACUUUUAACGAAACAAUAAUUAACGGUAACAGUAAACAUGAACAACAAAAUCGUUAACAUUGUCGAUAGAAUACAGUGUUUUUAAACUGACAUAGUUUUAAAUUUUUUAGACCUUCUACUUUAAAUACAUAACAUUGAUUCGUUUGUUUGCUUGUCUUUUUGUAGGGACCGUCUGGAGCUCAAGGGCCACCUGGUUUUGCUGGACGUUUCGGCCGAAGAGUAAGUGGCCAAAAUGAAAUAAAGUAACCGAACGAUGAUGGCAUUUGGUUAAUAUGGGAUUUCGUUUUUACUAGCAAGUGACGUAUUUCAACUAUUACAAGACAUGUUUGUUCAUCGUAGACCCGUAAAAUUGUCUUUUGAAUGUAAAUUUUUUAAGUUUGAAAACUAGUUUCUUAAAUAAAGUAUUAGGUCUUAAGGUUCAUAGCGAGUGACGAGCAAAACUACUGAGCAAUGUUUCGGGACUAAAUUGCUGUGUCAAAAAUAUAUUUAGUAUAAUGAGCUAGUAAUUAAUUUCCCCCUUUUAUCUCAAAAAGGGGCGUCCUGGAGAGCGAGGAAAAGAUGGUAAACCUGGUCAAACGGUAAGCUUAUAACUUUUUCCGAGUGCGCUUUUCGUUUUAUAUUACCAGCAAACAAGUAUGACUGUUAGACAUUUUUAAAAGCGACAUCGCAUUUUCUACAGGGCGAGCGUGGACUGACUGGACAGGCUGGGCUGCCAGGACCUCCUGUAAGUAUUCAUUUUUCUCUCUUCUAGUUUUACAGUGCGCUUUGUAAUUGAGUUGAACCGAAAUUUUCGUAAAAAUAAUUAAUUGUCUUUUUCAUGCAAUUCAGGGACCACCUGGUCGCUAUGGUCCAAGAGGGAUUAACGGAGAAGAUGGCAAACCGGUAAAUCGUAGCUAACAAUUGCAAGUCGCACAUUAUGAUCUUCGGUUGUUCACUCCACACCAGAUCACUCGAUCGUAAAAUUGAUCUGAAUGGCAGUUGCUUACAAAGAUCUGGCCGUAACUACUUAUAGCUGGUAGAAAUUUAACUUUGUUAACCCAACCCUUUGCGGUUUAAAGGCGUAUUUUUGUCAAGAACUUCUAAAAGGCGAUCAUUAGCAAGUUUCAUUCCUUUCGCAGGGUUUGCCAGGAACUGGAGGACCCCACGGUCGCACUGGGAGGCCAGGUUUCAUGGCAAGUAAUAAUUCAACAAGCUGUGUUACUAUAACAAUACAUGUAGCUUCACAUAAAAAGAAACAAUUUUUAAAAGCGCUCACUCUUUUUCUUCCCCCCUCCCCUCUUCACUCCUAAUAGAGACCACCUAUCAUGGCGUGGUAAUGAGCAAGUGUCCAUAUGCCGUUGGCAUUGACAGGCCAGCUUGGUAUCAAACUGCAUCUAGAUCUAAUAAUUAAAAGUAUUCCUUAAGAUGGGUCGUCGCUUUGAGAUUGCAUGUGCUAUCAACAGUUAUUUAUUACUGCAACAGUAAUUAAACUACCUUCCCAACUUCCUUAGCUUUGAAUGGUGGGCGAGACUUAUGCCCCAUUUACACUAUCUAAACAAUUUUAAUUAAACUAGGUUGAAGAGUGUGUCAGUGACAGAAAAACUUAAACACAGGAUUUUGCACAGAAUUCAAAUGAACUUUAACAUGUUACAUAAUUGCCUAAAUUUUUUCAUCAAUCAAAGUAGAGUUUUUCAGUGAGCAGCUUCUAUUCAGUAAAGAAAAUAAUUUCAAGCCAUGUUUAAGGUGAUUCCUUAGUAAAAGAACCUAACAUAGAUUGUAGAUGAAACUUGGUACACUGAUGAAACAAGUCAAGAAGAUGAUAAAAAAGUAAUAAAAAGUGGGGGUCACAGUGCUCGUUUUGACGUCACAAUGCUGACAAAUACGGCUAUUUUGGACCCUUUGACAAAAACCGCGCGCAGCCAAAGCUAGACAAAAAGGAGAGAUUUUUUCGAUGACGCAUGUGGCAUCGGACAGAAUUUGACUUUAUUGUAUUGUUUAUCCACUUACAUACCAGAAAAAUGCCUUUCAAUGCUCCUGUUUUUACUUUACGCUCCAAAGUAGAAUUGAAUUGGACACGCGCUAUUCGACCCGUGAUAGCUCAAUCCGUACAAUUUAUUAAAAUUGCCAAAAAACUGAACAUAGAUUUGUGCCAAUUUUUUUCUCAUCGAAAGGAAGCACUGUCCUUAUUAAAAUCAUGAAAUAAAAAAUGGGGGUCACCGUACUCGUUUUUGCGGUAGAGCUGCAGAAAGUGCGCACCAAAUGCAUUUUCUCUGAUUUUUGAGAGAGGACUGGGGCGAGUUUCAAAAUAGAAUGUAUGUGAAAGGGGGAAGAAAGUAUUAAAAAAUCCGUUUUUACAGAAUUUACAUCGAGAUAUUACAUUUAGGACACAAUGUGAUAAAGAAAGCGUUUAAAUGAAAAUCAAAGUGAGUAAGCACAAGUUAAACAUCCGCUAUCGAGGUUCUCCGUGAGGAAGUCGAACUCAUCAACACGCGUGCUGCUUAAGUUAUGCACAUCCCCAACACAUUGAGUCUCACCUCGGCAAGAAACAACCGCAAGCAAAAAUUCGAAUAGCGUUUCUCUUCAGUCAACUUCAUUUUAAUAAUGUUACUUCACAUGCUCUUUUUUACGGCGGCCAUCUUGUUAUGCGCAGUAAGAGAUGCGCAGUGCAAAACCAGGGAAAUGUUUAAGCUUUGAUGUUAAAUGGGACUUAAAAUUCUUUGAGCAAGAUUCCUAAUUCAUUAUUAUUUUUCCUUAGGGUUAUUUAGGGUUACCUGGACGUCCAGGGUUAACCGGAGUUAAAGGAGAGAAGGUAACAGAGGAAAAUACUAUUUUCAAAAGGAAAGCUUUACAUCUGCAAUGCAAGCCUGAUUGGAAUCGGCUCUUUAGGCUCAUUAUUCCCGAAUACCCCAGAACGUAUCAUGCCAAAGAAACUUUCAGGACAAAUUAUAUAAACUGGUCCAAAUUUUUCUUGCUCUGUGUUUCUUUGUAGAAUCGUAUCAAUCUAUUGCCCAAUUGAUGGUGUUUGAUAGAUAAGCUAUGAAUUUUUAAUUUUGUUUAAUGUAAAUGCCUUAGUUCCUGGGCACGUGGACUCUGUAAAAAAAGAGUAGGUAUCUUCACUUGCUUUGGUUGAGGCUGACGUCUUGGACAUUAGAGGUUUAUCAUAAUAUUGCAGUUGAAGAGUUUUUUCAUUCUAGACUUCUAGAGGUUGUUUGAAUGUACUUUUUUAGCAUGCUUUUAGUCUGUAUUUGCUGUGAAUACGCUAUUUUAUUCCGCUUGUUUCUUAUUUCAAUCAGGGUAGCGUUGGAUUUCCUGGAGCAAUUGGCAUUGAUGGCAAAGACGGAAUGCCGGUGAGUGUUUCCAGGACGCUUUUGUUUUGUUUUUAUUAUGCCUUUUUUAUUAAUAAUUGUAUAAAUUAAAUGUUUCUUUUUUUUCCCCAAUGGCAAUACAUUGAAGACGAAAGAAAAAGGGUUGCUCUUGACCAACACUUCUUCCUGGGCUGACAUCUUGGGAAAUCUCUUUCUAAAGCGCCCACUCAGUUUUAGGUUUGUACGUUGCUUCUUCUAAUGUUUAUUUUACUGUUACGCAGGGAGAUGAUGGAAGACCGGGUUCAUACGGCCCACCAGGACUAAGAGGACCAAAGGUUUGUUUUCACAAUUUACUAAUUAAUGAAACGGCAAAAGUAGAAUCUCUCAUUUCAAACCCUCUAAAACAGGAUCACUUACCUAUUAUGGAAAUUCUCUUUGUCCCAAAAAUACCGAUCUUCAUACAAUUUCUACCUCCACGAAAUGGAUUUAAAAUAGGUCAGAAGAGAAAACAUUCUGAACCCAAAGCUAACCUCGAAGGCGCAGUGCAUACGUUUUUUUUAAAGUUUAUUGCAAGUAAAACAGAGAAGAAAAAAAAUUACAUGGAGUAAAUAGAUAACUAAAGAAAUAAAAAAAGUGAAUCUCACAGGGCAAACUUAGAUUCUUUAGAAUUGACAGAGAUUUGAUUUGUAGUCGUAAUAUUGUAUCAAAAUCUUUUCUUCUUCUGAAAACCAAAUCCUGGUCCCAGAUCUGCCUUUCAAUGUCCUAUCUCUAGACAGCUACAGCUGACGUACUAAAUGUCUUUAUUUAAUAUUGGUGUAACAGGGCAAAGAUGGUCUCAAUGGAAUUUCAGGAAAACCUGGAAAAAGAGGGGAAGAGGUAAAUGCAUUUUCCAUGUUAUGUAGAGCACCGCUUAUGAGUUAAUUCUUACACGUUAUUCUUUCCGAUAGCGGUCCUUCUCAGGCAUACUAGAAAAUGAUUUUUUCUAUAUGCUGUAGAAAAGUAAUUAUAAUUCUAUUAUAAAUGUGAAUUCUAUCCGGCUUAAUUUAAUUUAUUCUUUUUGUGUUUCAUUUAAGGGUGCACAAGGAUCUCAAGGAACAUCAGGAAUACCUGGACUGGCAGGCCCGACUGUGAGUUAUAGCAGUUGCAAUACUUUGAAAUCAGUUUGGAUAAAAAGCAAAGAUGCUCGUUUUUUAUUACUCAAACUUCAAUCUUAAACAAGGAAAAUGAUGAAGGGUAAAGUAGGGUGAAGACCGCGUAUGUGCCGAGCGUUCCAUUGGAUUUGAGCUUGUCCCGGUUUCCAUGUAGCAUGGAGGAAUUAGGCAUAAAUUAUUUCAACUGCUAGUCCAUCUCAGCAGUAACCCCUAACAAUCUAUUUCUGCGGGAUCCAUUCACAAAUGUGGAUGGGGUCAGGCAUCACGAGAUUACAGUUCCUUGCCAAAUUUUCCUGAAUAAAAGAGCGAGAGAUAGCUUCGAGGUAACGCGAUUUUUUGGUUUCACUGACACCAACUUAAAAGUAAAACAAAAUAUAAGUCACCGCAUACCGUUUUAUCAUAAAGUAAUUCUGGUUUGGUUGCAAUUUGAGCAGUAAAAAAGGAACGUAAAACUUUCGUCCCCGGGUGGGCUCGAACCACCAACCUUUCGGUUGCCAAUGUUGAGAUAACAGCCGAACGCGCUAACCGAUUGCGCCACGGAGACAUCAAUAGUUUGAUACGCAAGUUACAUGUUAAAAAUAAAUAGAAAGAGCUGUCUUUAUCAUUUCCUUUUCAUUUCUAUUCAGUUCUAAGAUAACCUUUAAAAAAGAAUGUAGAAUCAUACCUACUUCAAAGGUUUGUACCAAGAGGGUAAAUUUUAACCGGAAGAAGGUGAAAAUGACUUUUAGACAGAAAAAAAAUUACAAGUUAAGAUGCACCUAAUUGCAAUGGCGUUGUCAUAGGAAACUGCAAAAGGAAAAAAGCCAAAAUAGUUGCCUGGGACCAGGCUCCGCAUAAUCACCUCAGCUUGAACUCAAAUCCAGGCCUAUCGAUUCGGACUACAAGGUGACCAUACUUCCUACAAAGGGGAUAAUGAAUAUUGUAAAAAACGAAAAGAUUAGAAUCGUGUAAGAUUACCAGAAAUGUUUCAUAGAAAGAACAGUCUCUUAAACAUCAUUCUCUGGCCUUGCGCAGAACUCUGUUAGCUCUUUGACUGACCGUUUUUCAGCGCUUCCCUUCACUGCUGAUAUGUAUUAUGCUGGCCUUCUCUGCUAUAAAUGUAAUGUGCCUUUAUGGUGUUGAUGUCAACUUAAUUUACUGAAUCUUUGCAGUGAAAAUGUAUUAAUACACUGCUUUCUGUUCUCUCAUUCACUUUAUGUUUAGGGUCCAACUGGGCCGCGAGGUCCCAGUGGUCUAAAAGGGACAGCUGGAUCCAAGGUAUGUUUACGUUAACUUAUUUCCAAAAGUAGUUAUGUCUAGUAAUAAACAAAGGUUACGGAGUGCGGGCGACAAAGAUCGAAGGUCAAAACGCUUUUACACCAACGCUGUGCUUUGCGUAAGUUUCACGUGAUAAAAGGUCAAAACACGAAAUGCGUUUUGUGCAUUCCAUUCGAAAACAUUCUUGGUGGAAGUCCAAACGAAUGCUGGCUACAUACGUGCGACGCAUGCGUAAUAACAACCUGGAGGUUAGGAUUGCAGGCUCCUCUUGUCGCCCGCAAAAUUAUAGAAAGGUUUGCUUUAUUUUAAAAUAACUAAAGAACUCUUUUUGGCAAAUAAAAGACCAAAGACCGUCAAUCGGACUUGCCACGUAGUUGGGUUUUUCCUCGCUUUGCAAUGCUUCCUGUGAGUCCUUUUCCAUGCUUUGCUUUGCAUGUGCCUGGAAAGGAUGCCUAAUAUUCAGACAUGUUAAGUCGGAAUCUCGAAUUCAUUUUAUCAAUUCAUUUUCUUUUGUCAACCGAAAAGUUAGCUUCAUGCUUUUCCUACAGGGAUCCAAGGGUGGAACAGGCGAUCUUGGACCUAAAGGAACAACGGGAGAACUGGUACUGCCAUUAAAUUCUUUAAGUCAAGAAUCGCAACUUUAUUUACUUUAAACAGAAAAUUACUUUUGUGUAAAAAAAGAACAUUUUUGUAUUGUCCUUCUAUUCUAUAAUCGUUCUAUCGUUGUUGAGAACACAAAUGUUCGAGAGUAAAUCAAUCUAAAUAAUAUAAAAAAGGCAAAUUUUUGCAUUGUCCUGCUAUUUUAUUUUCGUUCUAUGGUUAUUCCCUAACCUAAUGUUUCAAGGUUCUACCUUCUUUAGUUUGACAGAACGACUUGGUGUAGAAAAAUACUUUAAUUUAUUAUUAUUGCAUUUAUUAGUGCUUACAAUUUACCCAAACCAUCCGGUUGGGAAUCUCAUGCGAAAACAUUUAACGAUUAAAUAUGACCAUGUGGAAGAAGAAUAUAUUACAAGGUGUAGCCAAAUCAGCAGGAAAGAACUAAAAAGAGUUGAAAAAUAGCAUCGCCUCAAAUGACAACCCACAUUUUCUGAAGAGAGGCGCUAACCAUAAGCUCUAUUCCACCCAUUUAAAUGAUAAGUACCUCUUGUGAAAACAAAUUUUCUUCUGAUGUAUCUGUUGUCAAACUGAGAAAGCCACUUGGUUUUAAACUUGUAGGGUUCCAUUGGUAGUGUAGGUGAACCUGGUGAAAUUGGAAGUCCUGGAGACCCGGUAAGUUAAAUAUAGACUCAACGUUCUGUAACAUUUGAUGGUAAUACUGCGUGAUUUUCCACAUCCUGAUCAUGUAAUGACUGUCAUUACAGCAUUCCAGGCCUGUAAACAAAAUUUUACUGUCAUAUUCACUGUAAAAAGCAUACUUUUCUGUGUUGCUUUGAUAUUAUGUACAUUUGGUAUAAACCCUUCUAACGGCGUGAUCAGUGAAAAGAGACCUUGUAAGAUUGCCCAUGCCAGCAGUACUUUACCGUGUGGCACAGUUUAUUAUGCUCUGUUAUAAGGCCCUAUCUUUUUACGUGUAGAACAUGUCAAUGAAACUGACAGGUUAAAACCUUUUAAUUACGGCUUCUUAGUAAUCAGAACUGUCUCGUACUAAUGUUGCUUGGGCUCGCCCUUGAUAAACUCCUAUGAUUGUGUUUGUGUGUGUGAUGAGACUGUUUCAGCUAGAACCAUCACCUGAUCCUGAACUGGGUUCAUUGUAAUAAAACUACAGAAAAGUAUUUGCUGGCGAUUUUGUUUGCCACGAUUUCAAAGGUUAUGUUUAAUCUCAAUAUUUUUUUAGGGAAAUAGAGGUCCUCCCGGAAAUCUAGGAAGGCCGGGGCCUCCCGGAAGACCGGUAAGACUGCAAUUUGGUCGUUUUUCUUCAUUAGUUCUUUCUUCUUGUCUUAUUUUUGUGGCGUUAUACAUUUAUGCAGUAAUUUACCAAUCCAGCCGACGUUGUUUGUCUGUGCUAAACUGUUCCCGAAUCUUUGAAAGAGCCUUUGUUUUUUACAGCAUGUAUGCCAUUGGAGACAUGUUAUCUAACGGUCACUAGAAUGAGCCUGCAAAACUCAUUUUUUUUAAUAUCAUGUUUUCAGGGCGCUGAAGGUAAACCGGGAAUAGAAGGAAGACCAGGAAUUCCCGCUUCCAAGGUUUGUACAGAGACUGUACAUUGAUAUCGUGAAAGAGUAUUUAAAAGGAGGAUAACACCAUCCUCCGUCUUGCAGUGCUGUCAAACUAUAUUAUCAAAGGGCAGUACCCCACCCAGCAUGACUCAUUUCAAUGUGGCGCGGCGAAGCCUAUUUCCCUUUCGUGAACGGUCGUUGCCAUUUCUGACAGUCGAUGCCCCUAUGGUUAACCAAGCCUUUAGUUAUGAUGGAUAUAAUAUAUUUCCUGGAUUAAGAUUACAGUAAGGAAAAUAAUAGUCUAGUACGUAACAGUUAAGCAAGACAGUUUUCUAGUGUAUGUAAUCAAUUUUUUCGGAGUUUUGGCCGGUUGGUGUGGUAGUGUAGUGGUACGGGGGAGAGAUUAGGAUACGACAGGCCUGGGUUAGAGGUCCAGGUUCAACCCUGGGUUGCGAUUUUUUUUCUUUUUAAUAGAAAUGCUUUCAAUAACACGUCAAAAAUUUUCUAAGUGUCUUAAAAAUGCCAGCGACCGUUUACGAAAGGGAAAACUGCCGCGGCGAAGGAAGCGAAACGGUAUCGACUGUGCGGUAGAGCUUCAAGAGGUUGCUGAAGGUUGCCUUCGUUGAUCUAAGAUUUUGUUUGCCGUUUAAGCCAGUUGCCACUGAUUAUUGAUAAAAAUGGCUUUAUGUGGAGAAAGAGCAUCAAGAGGAUGAUUUGACGAAGAAACAACUAUAAUACGUUCUUUUUAAAUUUUCCUGAAUAAAAGAACGCGAGAGAGCUUCGAGGUAACGAAAUUGUUUAUUUUUUACUGACAGCCACUUAAAAGGUAAAACAAAAUAUAAGUCGUCACAUACCGUUCAGCAUUACAUUGCAAUAUCAUAGUGUAAUUCCGGUUUGGUUGCAAUUUGAACCAAAAAGAAGGAACGUAAAACUUUCGUCCCCGGGUGGGCUCGAACCACCAACCUUUCGGUUGCCAAUGUUGAGGUAACAGCCGAACGCGCUAACCGAUUGCGCCACGGAGACAUCUGUAUGCGAGUUACUUGUUGAAAAUAAAUGAGCACUAGAAAGAUCUGUCUUUACGAUUUCCGUUUCAUUUCUAUUCAAUUCAAAGAUAAAGAUAAGCUUUAAAAAAGAAUGUAGAAUCGUUCAUGCCUCAAAGGUUUGUGCCAAGAGAGUAAAUUUUUACCCAGAAGAAGGAGAAAAUAACUUUCAGACAAAAAAAAAAGUUUAAGAUGCACCCAAUUGCAAUGACGUUGUCUAAGGAAAAUGUAAAAAGCAAAAUAGGAAUAAAAUAUACUUGUUAAUGACCAUUAUAGGUUUCACCCGCAUUUGCAACCUACACGUACAGUUAAAAUUGUAUUUUAACGAACAACAACAAAGAGAUUAAACAUAAAAGAGGCUAGAAAAUGAUUAAGUUAUCAAGUGCAAGUAUUAUUGUCUAAGAUAACGUUUGAGCUUUAUCUUAAAUUCACUGAGAAAGUCCGUUUGUCUGAUAUUUCCCGGUAGAGUGUUGUAUGUGCGAGCACCGUUUAUUCUAAAGCUUCCUUGGUACUUGAUAGUUUUCGCAAAAGUAGGACGCAGCAAGUCAUGGCUUAUGGUAUUGUAUUGUAGUAAGUGCAAUGGCACCAUUCCAUGAAGACAUUUAUAGACUAAGACUAAGACGCACUUCAAAUAGUCUCUACGCGCUUGAAGGCUGGGCCAGCCAAAUGUCGACUUUAACUCGUCAGCCCUGAUAGAUCGACCUUCAAUAAUACAGGCGACACGUCUGUUUAGCUUAUCUAGAUACGAUUUGCUCGCAACCCCACAACUAAGUCCCAGACAGACGAACAGAAGUCGAACAAUGGUAAGACUAUUAAUUAUUAAUAGUAUUUUAGAGCAUUAGACGAGUAGAUUUGGGAAGAACCUGGCGCGCUCGACUCAGAAUACCUAAUCGACCUAACCUUUUCGAGAUCGUAUUGCCAAUAUACUCUACAUGGUCCUUCCAAGACCGGGUGUGGUCUAGGAGGACCCUAAGAUAUUUGAAGUUGUAAACCCUAUAAAAGCGCGUGUUUGUUUUCAUGCCUUAAAAACCCCAUACUGUAGCCUGUACACAGACGUCGUUGUUGGCUUUUUCUUUUAAAAAAUCGGCGAGCAUGCAAGCGAAGCGAGCGUGGAGGGCGAGAACAGGGGCGGUGUGUCUAUUUUCUCUUUUCUCCACCCCACCCCCUUGCGCUAACGGUCAAUAAAUGCCCCGCGGUUUUUAUUUUCAUACGCGCACUUGACGAUCUCUAAAGAGAAAAUAGAGGGAUUGUGAACAGGCUAUCUAUGCUGCAAAUGAAUGCAUCCCAGAGUGCUUCAUCAGCAAGCCUAAGAAAUUCCCAUUUGGCAGUUUUCCUUUUUUUCAUUUUCCUUUCCAGCGUUUUUCUAAAACAUGGUUAUUGUAAUUAGGUGUAACAAGAGGUGAUUUCAGAAUAUAAGGUUUUGUUUAAACGUUAUUUUGUUAUAUUUUAUGUCAUAUAUUUUCCUUGUGUCUUUAAUUUUUUUCACUAAUCGAGACACAUUUAAACGCCAAAAAAGAAAGUUUUUUUUCGUCUCAGGCUUUGAUUUUAUGCUUGGAAAGAAUUUACAUGUCAACAUCAUUGCAUAGCAAUGAUUUUUAACGGAAAAAAGAACGAAAAAUAAAACAUUCGUCCCCGGGUGGGCUUGAACUACCAACCUUUCGGUGACCAACUAUAUUGUAACAGCCGAACGCGCUAUCCGAUUGCGCCACGGAGACAAGUUGAUUAACCAGUUUGGUUUUAAGUUAGAUAAUUGAAAAUAAUUUAACAGUAGAUAUAUCUCUCUGUUCUCCUCCUUUUCCUUCUGUCUUCUUCCACAAGACAGAGAAGAAAUAUGAAGUUUUAAGAAAAUUUGUAUUUAGUUGUUUCAACCUUGAAGAAAAACCACGACCACGACAUCUAGUGAAAGUGGAAGCUGAUUGUGGCUCUUGCUGUGGUAGAGUAAGAUAUUACAGUCAUGUGAAUCUUUUAAUUUUAGGGUGCAAAAGGACCUCAUGGAAAACCAGGAAAGCCAGGACCGCCAGGACUUCCAGUAAAUAAAUUUAGUGUUUGGUACAAUAAACGCCUUUUUUCCCUGCUGUUUUUUAUCUGUUACCAUAAGCAUAAAUAAAAAAUAAUAUGCUUUGAUUUUUUUCAGGGCCCGAGUGGUCGUAAUGGUGAACAUGGUCGACCAGGACAAGACGGACACAUUGUAUGAAUGGUUUUUCGCGUAAAACAAACAUCUCUGCUUAGUUAUUUAAGUCAGUUUGGCUUAUUUUAGUUGCUUAGUUAAUUUGUACAGCGAUUCCGAGAUUGGCAGGCAAUGACUUGCCGAUUAAUACUGACAGAGUUUAGGCAGUGCCUUGGCAUUUUGAUAGUGCUGGGCGACAAGUUAUUAACUACCACAAUGCGAUUCAUAUCUGCCCCCUUAUUUUUUUUGUAGACGAGAGCUUCCUCAUGCUGUCUGACUCCUUUUCUAGCUGUUAGCUUUACUUACAUAGGUCUCUCUGGAUGUAUUUAUCAUCACGACCUUUUUUUUUCGUUCUUUCCGUAUUGUGAUUCAAUAUUUUCCCGUUACACAUUCGUAGAAGAGAGCUAUCUCUCGCUGUCGUACUACUUUUCUAGCUAUUGUCACUUUACCUACAUAGGUCUUGCUGUAUUUAUUAGCAUAACCUUUUUCUGGUCCCAUUUUAGGGUCGACCAGGACCAAUAGGAAGUGCUGGUCCGAAAGGAGAAAGAGGCAAAAAGGUAGUAAACUCACCGAGAGGCUUUAUUUCUUCUUAUCAUCGCAUAAGUAGGCUUAGUAGUCAGCUUGCCCCAAAAAUGGGGCUAUUUCGGUGAGUAAAAUACAGUCCUAUUUUCGAGCCAAUUUUGCUCCCUAAACCAGGGCCAAUACAGGACUUUGGCCUGCGGGGCUGAAUUAGCAUUUUGGGGCUGAAACAGAUCUUUUCAAUUUUCAGUGUACGUUAUUUAAAUGUUCAAUCAUAAACACUUACCUUGCGUAUGCAGUUUCUCAGAAACGCCAAAAGAUAACUGAGUCCUUAUGCACGAUUUAAUAUGUAAAUAGGACAUAUUCAUUUUGUUGUAUGCGCAACGAUUUUCUGCUAAGAUAGUGAGAACACUGUUAUUUUACAGAUGUGAGUUUUUAGUUGUAACUCGCUAGAGGCGUCCAAAUGAAGUUACUAGGUUUUAAAUGUGAUACGUUCCCAUUAUUUUCUUUUCUACACUAGAUAUUAAUUAAGCUUAAAACAGGGACACCCAACGAGAAUAUAGUUCAAAACCACUUAAACAUAGCAUUGUUGAAUGUAUUUUAGCAUUUAAACGGUAGAUAUAGGAAUAUUUUUAUCCCCGAAAAUUUUUUUAUCUGUUCGGAUUUCCUAGCUGAAAGAUUAGUGAUCCGAAAAUUAUAGGGAUCAAAACUUACCUUUUCGAAAAUUUCAGCCAGAAAAAAGGCUCCCGAAUAUUCUAAGUGACCUUUUUAGGGUAAAAGUCCGUUAAAAAUGGGCAAUUAUACGGUUUUUUAGAUGUUCGAAAAUCCCAGGAGAGUCAGGCAAGCAAAACAUUUUACAACAAAUGUUCCGAAAAUUCUAGAUCUCAAAUCGUCUUCCGAACAGAUAUUCUCCAAAAAUUCCGGUUGGGUGCCCUUGUUAAAAGAUCUUAAUUAUAUUCUAACUAAGAGACAGACCAUAGUGAAGGGGAAACUAGACCGUUUUCGGCGAUCCAAAGAAUGCACGGUAACCGUUUGAUGGCGUUUUGAGGCACGGAUAGCUGUGGCAAUAUUCCCUUAAGAUUAAUAUUGGCCUUUAUUAAUUCUCAUGAGUCCUCUUUUUUUUCCUUUGCUGAUUUAAAAAAUGUUCUUUAUCAACAUACAGGGUAUACCUGGGUUUGUCGGAGUAGUUGGCAGUCUAGGAAUGUCUGGAGAAUUGGUAAGAAUUUCUCCCCCUCCCCCCUACAGACCCCACCUCGUCCUUUGCUCUCACUUAUUCCGUAGCUGACUUGCCACGUGUAAGGGAAUCCAAGACAGUCUUGGAUUCUGGAUUCAGGUAUUGGACUUCGGAUUCCUUGUGAGUGGAUCUUGGAUUUCGGUUUGCAAUCGUUAGCGGGAUUCCCGAUUCCUUUGGAUGAAUUCCGGAUUCCACAAGCAAAAAUUUAUCAGAUUUCAGAAUCCGGAUCACAUCACCGUCUUAUAGUACUGUUAGUGACAGUACUAUUCUAUCAACCGACUUCAAAAUUAAGAAAUUAUUAUAAUUAUAAUUAUUAUCAUUCAUUGCCCCAAAACCAGCGGCCUUCCUGUAUCUAUAUAUCUAGAAACCCUAUGCAUCGUGCCUAGAAAGAGCACCUACUUCCACUAGCAUCUGUGUAGAGAUUUACUGUGUUGUCGAAAAAUAAAAUUCUUUUAGCUAUGUUUGGUUUAAAUAUUUAUUACCGAAGUUUCAUGCUCUUUUUGGUCUUUACAAAUAUUUGUCAUUUAUUUUUGCAUCCCAGGGAGAUCAAGGACCGGAUGGUACCCCAGGGACACCAGGAGAAGCUGGAUUUAGAGUAUGUUAAAGAUGAUUCAAUACAGUAAAACAACCACAUAUAAGAACAAGUGGAUUAAGAACAUUAGGCUGAAAGUUGGCCAAUAAAGCAGCACACAAACAAUCAAUUCAGGCUGAUGAAUAAAAAAUGUUCUCAAUAGUACAAUGUACGGUAUUUCUGAACCAAAUUUUAAGUACUUAUAAGAACAUUAAUUUCGGGUGAUUUUCUAGAAACAAAUAAGAACUUUCAGGUCAGACUUAUAAGAAACAUUAGGUUUCAUGUAUGUGCGUGUUUCUCAGUUAGAACUGGCAAGAACCCAGUAAAUAAGAACUUUUAUCGUCUUUACACAGCCGUAUGCCACUUUUUGUAUGGGUAUGCCAAUUUUAAGGAAAGGUCUAUAGUAUCUAGAUAUCUUAUGGCAAGCGAUUCCUUUGGGGACUUUACAAGUGUUGGCAUUUUUUAGUGCUCUUGAAGCACCUGAAAACUCAUCGAAAAUUUGGUGUAUUUUUUAGACAUUUUUCAGUGACACGCGUUAUGUUCCCAUUGUUGUCCUUCAUACCUGUCUUUAUAUGGCUUUUUUUACUUUUGCAGGGUUUUCCCGGAGAGGAAGGAAAAGAAGGGCUCCCGGGGCGAGACGGACAACCUGUAAGCUAAGUUGUGUAUAAUAAUAGUAAUUGAACUGAGUGCGGGUAGCGCAUUUAGUCUGAAAUCUGCAUAUACGUGAUUUUGCACGAGUUCGAAUUGAAAUCAGUUUGAUUUCAAAUUAAAAUUACACGACACUAAGUUCAAGUACCAGUGACUUUAUUACAGCCAGUUUGAAAUCAGAGAAUUCAGUCACUGCCAAAAAUUUAUCGAUCUUGUAACCGGUUUGUAUUAUUUACAUCUCAUGAUGCGAUUUAGAACAUGAACGAUGCGAUCUAGAGUAAAAAAUAGUGUAAUUUGUGAAUAAAUCAGACUCACCGGCUGUUGAUAGCCAAUCAGGUCGCAGGAUCAACAUGCGGUGAUUUCAGAAUGGAAAUAAUAAGGGCUGUAAUGUCGUAGCCCAUUAUUUGCUCGUAUCGUUUUGAAUAGAAUAGGUUACAGACCCCCUCGUCAUCUUAAUGUGAUUUCGCUUGAUUUCCUGGGAAAUUCGUUUGUUUUGUUUUGUUUUGUUUUCAAGUCAAAGUAAAUUUACGGUUGAUUUGUUACGUAAUUCAGGAAGCAAAUUAUCUCUGCAACUUUUUUUCAUAACAUAAGGGAUUUUCUGGAGAAGACGGAGAACCAGGAACAAACGGAGAGCCUGGACAAAAGGUAAAGUCAUAGCACCAUUUUGCUCGUUUCGUUUUGUUUCUUUGUCUGUUUUGUUGGGGAAGAGGAGAAAGACAAGGUUAAGGAGAGGUUCACCGCUUAAAGAUAUUUUCCCUUCAAAAUUGGGUGGUUGUGUUUUAAAAUAUGUUCUAUGGCCCACGAAUUUUAAGAGCCUUACACGGAUUUGGAUUGUCCCUAACGUACUGAUAAAAUUGACAGAUGGUAAACGGCCAGAGCAUGUACUGUUGAGUUUUGUAGACAGAAACCCGAAAAAUAAAUCAAUAGUUUGCCUUCUCCCUAUUUCUUUCAAUUCUCCUCUAGUUGAAAUUGUAUACUUUUAUUCAUACUAUUGCAUUAGUACACCACUUCUCUAUUGAAACUAAUUGCGGUAAUACUGUGUUAGGGAGACGAUGGAGUGAAUGGAACCAUGGGUAGACAGGGACCACAAGGUUUAAUUGGAUUAGACGGCGAACCAGGAACGAAAGGAGAGACUGGGAUACCAGGAGAGCCAGUAAGGAACAUUGUUGAUGUUUUGUUUUAAAGUAAUGGAAAGACGUUGCAAGAGUCAUUAAUAAAUUGUUCACAUGAUUUUCAUCAACGGUUAGUACUGUAGGUAAUGAUAAUAAUAUGUGGCAUCCAGCCGGAUGUUUGAAACGUUAUCGCCAAAUGGACCUUUUGUGUGCGAAGUAGCCAUUAUAAAAACUAAGAGUGCAACCAUUGCUUUUUUUCUCUUCUCCUCCUUUCCUUCUUCUCGCUCUUUCUUUUGCUCCUUUCCUUUUCCUUUUUACUGUGGUUUUGAAGCUUUUCGGGCUUAAUUAAGAAACCUGCCUUUUGACGGCGUCCUUUCACUCAAAUGGCUGCAAAUUUGCUUAGGUUGGUUUUCAAAAAUCUCGUUAGAUGUACACGUUUACUAAUAAAUAGGUAGCUUAAGCAACGACGACGGCAACGUCAACAAUAACGGCAAAAAACAAUAGGUUAAGGGCCUGUCCACACGUAUCCGUUUUUGUUUGAAAGCGGAUAUUUUUUUCUCCUGUUCUACCCACCUUCCUCAAGUAUCCGGUGAAGACAGUCUCCGUAAAAGCAGCUUUCCAAAAAUACUCUCCAAAGUGGAGCUUUUUGAAAACGCCGACUUCUCCUUUACUUGUUGACGGACGAAAACGCGGGUUUUCGAAUACGAUGAUUUCAUACAUCAUACGCAUUACGCAUGCUCUGUAAGGAAUGCUAUCGUAUUUCCAUCUUUUUUGAGCGUUUUCGUGUGGACGGGCGAAAACGAUUUAAUUAGUAUGCGCUACGUGUGGACGAGUAUUUUUUUUCGUUUUAAAAAUAACUGGAAACGUUAAGGCCCAGGUCAAACGUCGAACUUUUCUUGAGACGAACCCGCAAACUUAGUGAGUAAAGUUCAUGAAAAGUUAAACGCCUGGCUUAGUUAAGUUCGUCUGAAUGAGUUUGGAUCGAAACUAAUUAAUGAAGAAUUUGCAUUAAAUGAGAAAGUAUAUUUAGCCUCAUUGGGCUAAAAUUGCUGUUUUUUGGUCUGAUUCAGUUGAUUGGUUCGACGCGCCCUAAGUUUGACGUCUGACCCAACAGACGAUCUUAUCUUAAUUUAGGUCGGAUCGACCCGAAUUAGAGUUUGGUUCGUCUCAUGAAAAGUUAUACGUUUGGUCUAGGCCUUAGAUUGGUAAAACAAAAACUCUGCACGUGCAUCAUACUGUUUUGUACAUUUCUUUGCCGUCAUUGCACGACUACGACUUGAAAAUGCUUAAUGUGAACUCAAGACAGCGACUUUCUUUUUCUUUUCCUAAACUUCGAUACCGUCUUUUAGAGUUCAACACCAAAAAAAAUUGCCAACAUUUGACGAUUUGAAUGAGAUGGAAUGAGCACGAUUAAGUUUGAAACAGCGUGACUUUACCUUUUAAGUGACAUUUUGUAGCCGUAACCGUAGCCGCCGCCGUCUUUGUUAUGCUCCUCAAUUGCUGUUUGUCGCCCGUAGGGAAAAGACGGCGAAGAUGGAGCCACUGGACCGAGAGGACAAAGAGGAUCACAGGUUUGAACCAGAUAUUUAACUCCAGGUGUAAUAAAAAAGUAAACCAGAAACUUGAGCCCCUCGAAUAGAUCGUGAUUAGGUGUAAUCUGCAGUCUUUUCGUGGAGCUAGGGAAACUCUUAGUCACCCCUAUUGGAUUCAGUUAAUCAGAUGUUUACAAUUUCAGCCAUCAAAAAGAUCAUUAGCUUCAUUAGGUUUUUUAGUUGUUUUUUUUUGUUUUUCGGAAUUUUAUCGUACCUUCACAUAACAUUCUUUCAUAUAUUUAUCUCUUAAUCCAUUUGCCGAGUUCUCGUUGGUUGAAUUUUUUAAAAAAAUCAUCAAGGCUAGAUAAACAAUUUAAGUUUUAGCUAAGUACUCAUUUUCAACAAAAAAGCUAAUUCACGUUCUAUCUGUUGUCUUCGAAGAAAGGGAACUUAAAAUGGUGUUCGUUUAAUUUGCGAAAGUGGUGAUACCUUGGGUAACAGAGUUUUUUGUCGCGUUUGGCAAUCGGUUGGGGCGGGGAAAAGGCCAAAGGUAGAAGCCAAGAAAGACGCAGCACAACAUAAAUCUCUGGCCCCCAGGGUAAUGUGGUAAGCGUUUUCCACAACAAGUAAGACAUAACUUUAUGAAUUAACGUAUUGGAGUUAUCUGUCUUUGUGCUACCUUUAACCCGCAGGGAUCAAAAGGAAUGGCUGGUGAUGAAGGCGAGAGAGGACAAAGUGGACUGCAGGUUCUUUUUUAUGUUUAUUGAAAAGUGGAGUUUUUUUCUUAGUUUAUUUGCUUCCAUUUUGGAGUAGAAGGGUAAGCAAUGAGCGGGAGAAGAAAAUAGGUCGACAAAGAUCCAUCAGCUCUCUCAGUUUGCAAGCUGCAAGAAUUAGCUCCAUCCCCUCGUAUCCAUUUGCUAAUAAUAAUCCUCAAUAGUAAUGUUUUGUUAAUUUCAGGGAGAUACUGGAUUUACAGGAGUACAGGGACCGCCUGGUAGAAAUGGAGCGACAGUAAGAAAAAAUGCCUGCCAACUUUUAUUGAAAACAAUUCACUUGUUUUUAUGGCUGCCUCUUCCUUGGGAGUAUAUGAAUCAAAUCAUAUUUGUUCUAAUCCGUUCGUGCUCUCUUUGGGUCUGAUGUCUAGACGAAGACUUAAUUAGGCUACGGUUUACAUGAGUCAGUAGACCUUUAUAUCUUCUCAUAAAAAAAUGAGAGUGGUUUCAAGCAGACAAAAGCUUUUCUUCUCUGCUCCGGGGCUAUUGCUAACUCAGCACUGUUUACAAUGAAGAGCCUCAUGUACAUGAACUAGGUAAUUGGCCAAUGUGGCAAUGACUAGGAAGGCGACUUUAUAAGGCAGAAGCUAAACUUCUGUUAAAUAUCGAUCUCUUAUAUAUGUUAGGGCAUGACGGGAGAUCAAGGCCAGGAUGGAAAUACUGGACCCAGAGGACCCAAGGUAAACCUAUUUUUACCCUUUUUUGGUUUAGGACAGGAAAAAAGGUCAAACUUCACUUGGAACGAACCACAUGUUAUUGAGCGCGGAGAUGAAUACUAGACUUUCCUCAUCAGCAUUAGGUUGGACACAUUUGAAGUUCGACGCUUGAAUUAGGCCCGUAAAUUCCUUCUCUCCUUUUUCAUACUCUUUCGUUUAUAGAUAGAUAUGACUGAAAUAUAUAGAGAGUACAUAAACAUGUACAUAAAAGAAAAAAAUUAUUCUCUACACCUCAGUUGACUGGUCCCCAAUAUUAGCAUAAGCUAUGUUUCUCAUAUUAAAAACAGUUAAAAAAGUUAAAAAUGACGACGUUCCGACGUUCAACUGAUGUCAUUACCAAGCAAAAAAAUAAGUGUCUGUUGCAGAGCAUAAAUACUAAUUAAAUAAACAGUGCUUCAUUAAAAACCUAAUAAAAUAUUAAGUGUCAAGAACGUUAGUUCAAAUAAAGAUUGUUGCACAAAUUUAAUAGGCCUGGGUGUUCAAGCUUGGCUUGAUCUUUUUUAUAAACAGCAUUUCAUGAAUUAGGCAUUCAAACUUCGUUUGGCACUUUCGCAGAAGUCGAAAUUGGCCCUCUUUGGGGUUACCUAAUUGCCCAUGAGCUUCCGCAAAAAGUUUAUAACCGAUAGCCGAGUUCUUAUGUUCAACAAUUUGUUAGUGGAGAUGUCGAGCUGUAUACCCAACAUAAUCUGCAUCGCACAGAUCACAUGAGAGAUUGUAAACAACACAUUGUUGAUUUACGAUUGGCGGCUUUAUUUCUUUUGGCUUGUGGUCUUGCUUAUUUAUAAUUUUUUCUUUUUAUUCUUAUUUAACUAGAAUUAAGAUAAUUGUUGUUAUUGCUAAAUUUAUUUAUUUACACCAUAUUUGUAAAAGGGAUCGGCCUCAACAUUAUCUAAUUCGCCUGUGGAAAAAAUGUUGACCAUUUAACAUUUUGUCAAUACUGUAGGGUGUUGAAGGGCAUCAAGGGCCUCCUGGACCACAAGGUUAUGCUGGAGGGGAGGUACGUGUGAAAAGGGGAGUUCAGAGAAAUUAAAUUGUCUUAAGUCUUGUCUGUUAUGUUUUUGAAGGAAUUUGCUUUGAGAGCACAGUUUGUCCAUUUUUGAAAAGUCUUAAGCGAAUAAGUACGAUGAUUAUUGAACUUAUGAUCAAGUCAUUUAAAAUGAUUUGGGUGAUAAUACAUGUAGGAUGCUGUACGUAUGUCACUGAGGACAUCAUGAGUUGUGAUGGGAGUCGGUAAAGUACAAACGGAGCGUUUGCACUCAGAAGUCCUCAUUCCCAGAAUACAUUGAGAGAAAACUAAAUGUGUAAACGUUUUCGAUAAAUUGAACGAGUUAUUAUGCUUUUAGUUAUAGCGUCAUUCCUCGAUAAAUAAUUCACACGCAUUUCCUUGGUUUACCCCGUCUAGUUGACAAAGAACAGGUGAACGAAAUAGCUACAAUGAAUAAUUUACCGCAUAAACUUAAUCAGUAAUACCAACAAAUACUUGAGCCAUAUGAUUUAUGAAGCCAAAUAUAAAAUUUGUCAAGAUCUUACAUAGUAAUAUAUUCAACAUGAUGACAGCACAACCAAUAGCCAUUUUUUGGUUAUAUUUUUCCAGGGAAACAGAGGACCGCAAGGGGAUCCAGGAGCUCCUGUAAGAGCAUAAUUAGCUUAUCGUGAAACAUGUUAAUAAUAUAUCGUGGAUAAUAGAAAGAGUCUCUCUAUUACCCAUGUAUAUAUAUAAUUUUUCAAUGUUCGGAAGAGUUGUCAACGAUGUUUGAUGCGUGUCUAUCUAUUGCUUUUGUAUACCUUAUCUUCGCUAUAUUUUCUCUUAAAGUAUUUGUUUAUAUAAUAAACCAAGAGAGUAUAAAGGAGCAUUACUUUUUAGGCGAAGUUCUCUUUCUUUUUUGCUUUGACUUUCCUGCCCAUUUAUUUAUUAAUAAUCAGCUUCCCAUCCCAGUGGAUAUUCUAAACCGACAAUACUACUUAAUUAUACUCUCUUAUGUAAGCGGAUUCUGAGGCUGCUCCUUCGCCGUUUUAAUGCUGAUUUACAUCUGUAGUGAACUGUUUAAAUUGAUAAAUCCAGUAACGCUGUAUAAUUUUAGUAAUUAUUUGCUAAAAAUAAAUAAAAUAUUGAUCAUGGUUUUCUUUUUUCUUUGCAAGGGAGAGAGAGGAGGAAGGGUAAUGUUUUCUACUUUUCUUUUUAGGAUCAUUUUAUAACCGUCGUUGGUAAUUGGUUUCUUGAUGUUUUCAUUUGCUUUUGUUUUCAUUCCACCCAAUAAUUUGCCGGAAGAACUGAAAGUUUCGUUUUUUUCUGCAGGGGACAGAUGGACUUAUAGUAAGUUGAUUUGUUUGUUUGAACUGUCAUCAUUUUUUCAAAUAACUUAUAUGGAGAACGAAAACUAAAUGUUAAUAGGACGUUACGAUUUUGAAAACGUAUUUAAACGUAAAGACACUGCAACAGCUGAGCGAACGAGGUUAUUGCUUCUGGAGAGUACCCAGUAAAAUUCUCAAUAAAACGAACGAACAUAGCCGUAAAAACUGCAGCUUUUUACUGCGCUUUUCACAAACAGGCGAAUUCUGAAGUUCAAAAGCCAACUGACGAUUGCGUUUUUCGCUGCCGUCAAUCAUCUGAACGGACCUCUGAGGAAACAAAACUUUACUUUGACGGGUUCAAAAGGUCAAGGUUUGUGGUUUGUGAUUGGUGGAUUCCGAUCCGUUUUGUGUGUUUCUGUGUUUCAAGGUUCGUUGCUUGUGAUCGUAAUUGUGAUUGACGGCAGCGAAAAACGCAACUGUGAAGGCGGCUUUUGAACUUUAGACUUCGCAUGUUUGUGAAAAGCGCAGUAAAUACCGUUUUACUUGUUAAUAACUGUUUAUUUUAUUCAAUGAGAUCUGCUUCAUUGUUCAUGUCUCCACGCACUACACGUGUUUUCUUUCAGGGACCCCCUGGACCCCCAGGUCCACCCGGAGACCAGGUAUGUUUUUUGAUUGGUAUGGUUUGUAUUUCAUCUUUUAUUUCGUUGCCUUUGUUUGUCGGCUAAGUCACACGAUAUUCCUUUCAUAAUAAAUGUUCGAUAGCAAAAGGAAGUGUUCGAUUGCUGAGCGGUAUUUUUAUUUGUACUGACUUCUCACUUCUUCCUGUAACCUGCAGGGACCUCCUGGUCGUCUGAAAAUAACAAAUCCUGACUGGGUAAGUAGCAAUUAUUGUCAUUUUCAUUGUUAUCUAUGUGAGAUGCUUUAUGUAGCGUCAAAUGUUUCGAUCAGUUUCAGUUUCAGUGUAUUUGUUUGCCAGAAAAAAUAACACAUAUACAUACAGACAUUCAAGACAUUACAAAAAUGUUCUUUAAAGAUUAAAGAGACGUGAAUUAUAAGUAAAAGAAUUAAAAGUAUUUUUCUGCCGAGGAAGCUAAAAUAGAAAACUUGGGCCUUAUUGAAUGAGCUCCCUCCCUAACCGAAGACUGAAUAUGAAGAAUAAAUAAUCCAUCUCCAUCCCCGUUUUCGUCCUUCCAGUCCUCUUCAGUGAAUCGGGCCAGAAUCAUUGAGUUGCUUGUUAAUUAAUUCUGUGCUUUAUAGCGUUUUAUAACAUAACAGAGGAAAAGCGCAUGCUCAUCCAACAAUCAAAUAAACAUCACCUUAAAGACGAUGUCGACGAGGUUUUUGAUUCCGACUUUGACUUUUCAUAAGUAGUUGAUGAUAUACAUUCUGUAGAUACAAUAUAGCUAUUGCACCUAUUUCGCACUUAUCAACCUCCUGCGUGAAUCGACAACUCGAGUUUACUUUAUAUUGAAAACAAUAUAUGAUAAUCCCACUCCCUGUUGAUCCGUUAUUAACGUAAUGUAUCUUUAGAUUUAUGGAAGCCAAAACAAAGGUCCAGGAUUCAGACUCUACUCGUCAAAAGAGGUAAUUUAUAUUUACAAUCCUCUCACGCAUUGACACAAUUACCUAUUAUUAUUUUUUGGGAGGGCAAGAACUCGAUACUUUUGGAGCUUUGAUGAUAGAGCGAGAUUGAAGAGUUGAGUGAGUAAAUAAUUCACAUACCAUAUCUCUCCAGUCCCACGCGGUUAGGGCGCCGGUAGAUUCUAGUGACCUCUAAUCCAGAUGUUGUGAGGUCAUCCUCACCAGGAUCGAAAACAUUUUCUUUUAAGUCCGUGUUUACUUCACUUUCCUUUCUACUAAUUGCACUCCCGGAGGGAUUUUUCGGAAAAUUUUGGCAGGAUCUCGAAAGAGUUUUUCUCCAUGGUUUGUUUUUUUUUUUUUUCGAAACUUUUUAACAAACAUUUAUUAAGGAUUUUACCAUUGAAUAAGAACAGUUUUAUAACAUUUAUUAAGGCGAAUAAGAACAUAUGCUACUGGGCUUAACAUUCUUUGUUUAUGACAAUCUCCUCAAGUAAAAUAAUUUUUUAAAAGUUUAUUUAUAAAGGAGAUGCCGCGUAAGUAAAUGUUAUAAUGACAGCCACCUUUUUAACUCUUUUUCAAUAUUUGAAUAAAUCUAAAGUAAUUUCUCUUCUCUUAUAGAAAGAAGAGGGAGAGCCUGUUGAGACAUUAAAUUAUUUGACGGCUCUUCGUAAUGUUAUUUAUUUCUACAAAUCACAAAGCGGUACUAGAAAUUCUCCCGCAAGAUCUUGCAGAGAACUUCACCUUGAGCAUCCUGAUUACCCGAGUGGUAAGUGAACCGUGCGCGUCCUUCGUUUCAACAGUGCAAAACUCAAAAUUUGUUUAUUAACGGAAAUGAGUGUCUGGCAAAACCUAGAGAGGGAAAAGGUCAACAGAAGGAAAUAAAUGGUGACAGCCAAGAAAAAAUUAAAAAGGAAAGGAAGAAAGAAGAGCCAUGAAUUAGACAGAACUCGAACACCAGACUGAUUACGUGAUUGGAAACAGCUAACCCACUACGCAAAGCUUCUGUUAUAGGAAAUAUUCUGUCUAUUCCCGAAAAACGGUGCUAGUCAACAUAUUUUUCUGUUCAAUAUCUUGACGAAAAGAACCAAACCUUUUCGAAACCUUACUUACAAGGCUAGCACUAGGCUUUCUUUUGUUCUUGAUUUUACAUUACUCCUUUCAAACUUUGGGUAUACGGUACUGUUUGUCAACCUUCUGUUACUAGGCAACUGAGGACAUCAACCCUGUUAUUGAUAGAUGAAGGCUGAGUUUCCAUAGGCGUGAUCAAGGAAGACAGGCGCGUGUCCCUCUCCAUUGCGUGCACCAAUUCUACUUGUGCAUUUCUCAAGCGCGUACUAGGUGGACAAUGUUACGUCCGAAAAGGGUUCAUUCCUUAUUGUUAAAUCGACACCGGUCUUUUUAGGUCUGCAAAUCCAAGCCAGGGGAACAAACCGGAUACCUCUGCUACUUUCGACCCUUCUCCCAAUCCGUUAUCGAUUUCUUGGUCCUAUGCGAUGAGUUUGUUACGACACUGUAUUAACAAUUUUUCUUGUUUUUCUCUUUUUCCCAAGGCAAGUACUGGGUAGAUCCAAACGAAGGCUGUUACAACGACGCAGAAUACGUGUACUGCGAUUUCGAAAGAGGAGCCACUUGUGUUUUUCCGGAUAACAAAGAGGUUAGAUUUAUUACGACUUUGCUUAUCAUUUGCUUACCCUUUAUAAUUGUUAACUUUUCUCGGGCGCCUUCGAUGUUAUAGCUCUUGCGGUGAAGAACGUGUUACAGUUGAACGUUGUCCACACACUAAGUUAAACCUUUUCCACGUUACACAUAUAUUUGAAAAAUGAAAAGAUUCAAACGAUAAUGGAGUAUUUUGCAUUGCCCAUAUACUAUGACUAAAAUGAAAUACGCCUUAGACCCGGUUCAAAUGUGGCAUUUGAUAAUAGCUCAUAACGCUCUUGCUCUAAUGACUCUGAUGCUGGUGCUUUGCGUAAGUUUCACGUGACAGAAGGUCAGAGCGCGCGAUCACAUUGCGUUCUAUGCGUUCCAUUCAUUCUUGGCUUCAUACAUGUCUAGCAUGCGUAAUAGCAAUCUGGAGAUGGGGAUUGCUGGCUGCUUAUGUCCCCCGCAAUUAGGUUUGGAUGCACUUUCAUGGAUUGGGUUCACUUUUGAACUCAGUCGAAUCCAAUCGAUGUUAGGUAUUCCUAGCCAGCCUCCUGAACGUCAGAAAACGGCCAAGAAAGCUUUUUUUGCCUUCCUUAAUCCCCGUCUCUUUUCAAAAUCAAAGAUUGCAUGGAGGAUCCCACGUAGAUGCUUAGAAUUCCACCUUGAAGCCUGCAAUGCAGACUAUGUAGCUCACUGUAAGAAUUCAUGCGUGACGACGAUUUUCUUUCAUCACAGAUUAAAUUUCUGGACGCACAACCAUUUCAAUGGAUGGGUGAAAGGACUGAUACACAACUUGUAAGUUAAUCAAUGUUUUAUGAAGAUGAGUGGUAUAACUAGUGCAUGAUGUAAACUGAUCUCUAACGAUAUCUUAAAGGCAAGUAAGGCUAUGUUCAAACCAUGCCGGCACAAGAAGAGGGUUUCAUGAGCUAAUUCCAAGUCCCGAGGGUUUGGUGUACUUCCUAGUAAAAAACUAAUGGGUAUGUGCCACUGGGUGGGGUCGCAUUUUCACGACUGGAUUGACUAUAAUAGGGUUGCAUUUCUAUAAGAGUUACUAAAAUGGGGUCGCACAUUUUUAGGAUUUUGGGGGUGAGAAACUUCAGGUAUGUAGGGAUUAAAAAAUAGAAAGAUUUACACCACAUUAAGUUUAACAAAUGUGUCAGUUCACUCCAGGAUGAGCAAGUUAAAAGGCUGUAUAGGCUAGAUACAUAAACAGAAAGUGACUAGGUUGGGAUUGCGAAAAGUACUUAUUUUCCCAAAGUGAGUAAGACGGGGUUUUUAAAAUAUCCACAGAAACGACUAUAAUGGGGUAGGGAUUCUGAGAGGCCAGCGGCACAUACCCAGCAAAAGUUAACCCAAGUAACCCCCCGGAUUCCAAUCCUCAGCCCUAAUUAUUCACUUCCGAUACGGUCCGGAUACCUGUUCCUACUGUACCAAAGUGUGGCACAGAACCUAUCCGAUAUGUGACGCUCCACUUUCGAGAUCGUCACGACGCAGCUUCGCCGGUUACAGAAAUCGCGCCAAAAUCACUGUUCUUAUGCGUGAACAGAAGCCGUUUUCGGUGUAGUUUUCAUACCGGCGCGAGAGCUUUCCGGUAUACAGUGAACUCUCGCCUUGCGGACACGUGCUCUAACGGACACCCCGACUGAUAAUACGGACAACAGCUAAAUCCCAGGCAAAAAUAAAUUACAGACGUUUGACUACAAUAAACUCCCAUUAUUACGGACUGUCGAUAAUGAGGACACGAUCUCGACGUCCCAACAUUGUCCGCUAUGGAAAGAGGUGACUGUAGCGUGAGCAUAGCCUAAAUCACAUCUUGACUGAAUCGGAUAUUAGAUUUAAUUUCCCUUUAACAUUUUAAAAUACGUGAUCUGGAGGUAUUUAUUUAUACAGUGUUGCGUAUUUAUCCCCUAAUAUUAUUUAUUUGCAAAUAAUCAAUUUUUCUUUGCUUUUCAGAUAAAUUACGGUAUGAAUUCAGUACAGAUGCAAUUUUUGCGACUUUUAAGUAGAAGCGUGAGCCAAAAUAUCACAUAUCACUGCUUGAAUUCUCGCGCCUGGGAAGAUGUUGACGGCCUCACCAUUAAGUUACAGGGAGAUAACGACAUGGAGCUGACAAGUUCAGAGAAAACUAGACCAGUUGUUGUUACAAAUGAAUGCAAGGUAAAUGCCAUCGUACACGUAAAUAAAACAUCAGCAUAACUAACUUAUUUUCGUCGAGAAAAGUAUUUUCCUUUUCGUCAGAGAUACAAAUUUCCCAGCAAACCCACCCACCUACAUGAUCAAACCCGCAAAGACCAUUUGGUUGAACUACUAUGGCCAGGAUCAUUCUCGUUUUAUCUAUGGUAAUCCCAGUGAAGUUCAAAAUACAAAAGCCCUAAUUUGCAAAAGAAAUCAAAAUCCUGAAGGAUUCUGGUCGUAGAAGUAAAAUGACGUCAUCGUACACGUGCAAAUGGCCUAUUGCGGGCCCCGUCACACUUCUUCCUUCUAUUCGCGGAGACCAUAUUCACGGCGAAAUCGUUGUAGGUUUUGUAAACGUACAUCAUUUGGCCCGCUUUUCUCCUGUCCCGUUAAGCUGCCCAUGAUUCCAUCGAGAUGUAAUUGUCAAAAUUGACCACUCCAAAAGGAGUGCCAUUUUGAUUUCUAGUCCAUUCAAAUAAAAUUUGUCUUCAGUUUCUCUUGGGAGUUAAAAUGGCCUCGAGAGAAACUGAAAACAAUGCUUAUGCAAAAUUUGGGGGUGACAAAAAAAAGCAUUGUGUUAUGUUAUGGUAUUUUCUGGAGUGGUCAAUAUGACUUUUGCAAUAGUUGGUCUCGUGAUCAACUUUCCCUAAACACUAAAACAGGUCGCUUUUGGCAAAAACAAAAUUUUACAUAAGCGAAAAGGUUUUUGUGUACAGGUGACCAACUAUUGCAAAAGGCCUCUAAAAAGGAGUGCCUUUCAAGUCUGCAGUCCAUUCAGAUAAAACUUUAAUUCCUUCGUUAUUUUUACACGUCCUACAUAAAGACACAAUUGUCUUUCUUGAAUUCUUUCUGCUUUCAAUAAUAACUUGUAAAGCUGAAAAAAAAUAAUGAAGGGGUUAGUUUUAAAAGAGUCGGUGGUGCUUCGCCAUGAAGAACUGAAUCUCAGAAGGCCUUUUUCAAAAAAAUACCGUGAUAAUACUCUUUGUUGUCCCUCCAACAUUUUGGGCAAGCACUGUUUUCAAUUUCUCUUGGGACUUACAAUUGCCCCAAGAGAAAUCGAAAACAAUUUUUGAGGGACAACAAAGAGUAUUUAUGGUAUUCACCAUUUUCACAUAGACCAUAAUGCUCCUUGUUUACCCCCCAAAAUUUUGCAUAACCAGUGUCUUCGAUUUCUCUUGAGACCACUGUAAUAUCCAGGAGGAAUUGGAAACAAUGGUUAUGCAUAAACAAGAUGCAUUAUGGUCUAUGUGUAAAUAGCGAAUUGUUGAGAGAGGCCUUUAAGUUAGCUUCAUCAAAUGAGUUCAAUUUACCACAUGUUCGAAAAUCUAAUGAGUUAAAGGGUUCAUUGAUUGAUGACUGGCUCUUUUGGUUGAUUAAUUGAUUGUUUAAUUGAUCGAUUGAUGUAUGGUUUGAUUGACUGACCUAAUUCCGUUUUGUGCCAUUAUUGUUAACUGGCAGGUACAUGAUAAUCAGUGGCAUCAAACUAUCCUGGAAUUUAACACAACUGUCAAGGAAGCUUUGCCAGUGAUCGAUGCUGCUCCUUACGAUGUCGCUGGCCGGGGUACAGACCUCAAGCAAGACUUCAUCAUCGAAUUAGGACCCGUCUGUUUCUUAUAUUAG
Porites lobata is the source of this 50364-nucleotide messenger RNA. Lineage: Eukaryota; Metazoa; Cnidaria; Anthozoa; Scleractinia; Poritidae. The record is from the annotation of a GenBank genome assembly.